This is a messenger RNA of Coregonus sp. 'balchen', 57451 nucleotides long. NCBI's taxonomy places the organism in Eukaryota, Metazoa, Chordata, Actinopteri, Salmoniformes, Salmonidae. The record is from the annotation of a GenBank genome assembly.
AUGUACCCCCUGGACGCCCUAGCCCUGGAGCCUGUACCAGCCUACCGCUGGAGGAUCAUGUGUUAUCAGCUCUACUCUACUGUGUCUCUGUGUCUGGUCUACUGGUCCAGUCCAGGUAUGUAGCUCUACUCUAUAGUCUCUGUGUCUGGUCUACUGGUUCACUGCAGGUAUCAACAGAUAGUUUGUUGAUAGUAUGACUAUCUAAAUAAAGUGUCCUGUGUCUAUUUACACUUAUGACAUAAGGCAGCUCCAGACUUUCGACCACUAUAUGUGAUAUAAAAUAUUUAUUUUAACAAAUCACAAGAACAGCAAACCUUGUGGAGUUGUCUGGCACUUAGAAUUAGACUGAUAUUUCAAACGUCUGGCAGUCCUCAGUCUAAGGACACUACUGGGUGAGUUUCAACCCCACUUAGGUCACCCUAAAUCCCUUACGUAGAAACACCAAGGGUCCAAACUUGACACUACAAAACACGUUUCUGUUUCCUUAGCAGAAAACGUUCCUCUCACUUUCAUGUGUUGUUUGGACAACAAGCAGCAGUAGGGUUUAACCACCCUGGAGUCGAUGUCUGCGCCCCCGUGGAAAUCGAAUUAGCAUCAUAAAGAAAUCCCCAUAGAAAUCUGGCUGUUUAAGGUAGAGAAAUCCCCAUAGAAAUCUGGCUGUUUAAGGUAGAGAUGUCCGUUUUUUUGCAUGGGCUGUGUCUCAAUCCACAUCAUCCGCCGAUGUCGGCCUUCCGCCUCUGCGGUGGAAGGUGGCCGAGCUACAGCGGUGGUUGUCAGACCAUGAGACAUCCCAAAAAUCGUUCUUCUCACGAAAACGUCUGUAGCGUCCGAACGGUUUUGUUAUGAACUAUUAAGAUGAGGCUCCCAUGAACACCAUGGUGUUCUCCGUUUUGCUCUACGACCCCCCCCCCCCCCCCCCCCCCCCCCCGAAGCGUCACGGGACUCGUCUGAAGUCGAUACCGCCUAUCUGCCAACUUCUGUUUGUAGCGUCCGAACAGUUUGCGCUACACACUAAUAUGACCCCUCUGUGGUAAGUUGAGACUCUCACGAACAUGCACUUGUAGAUUGUUUUGCUCUAGGAUGCCCUACUAAGUAGUUUAGUGCCUAAAAUAUGGGGUUAAAUAUGGGGUUAAAUAUGGGGUUAAAUAUGGGGUUAAAUAUGGGGUUAAAUAUGGGGUUAAAGAUGGGGUUAAAUAUGGGGUUAAAUAUGGGGUUAAAUAUGGGGUUAAAUAUGGGGUUAAAGAUGGGGUUAAAUAUGGGGUUAAAUAUGGGGUUAAAGCUGGGGUUAAAGAUUGGGUUAAAUAUGGGGUUAAAGAGGGGUUAAAUCUGGGGUUAAAUAUGGGGUUAAAUUGGGGUUAAAGAUGGGUUAAUAUGGGUUAAAUAUGGGGUUAAAUAUGGGGUUAAAUAUGGGGUUAAAUAUGGGGUUAAAGAUGGGGUUAAAUAUGGGGUUAAAUAUGGGGUUAAAUAUGUGUCAAAAUAAAUAACAAACAAUUGCCGGAUGGACUUCAUGGUUGAGGGUUGAGGAAGUUCAGGAGUAAAAACAAACAAAAUAGGAUUAUUGUAAAAUCGACUGUGUCCAUAAAAUGUAUAUAGUAUGUAUAAGCUGGAAGUAGAGGCCUAAGCAUUGUUGUUCACUAGUUUACUCCAAUUAGGGAAGGGGUGGUGGGGUUGGAAAGUAAUAAAGGGAAAUAUAUUUAAAAGAAGGAUAUGUAUAUAUAUGCAUGUAUAUGUAUUUAUAUGUAUGUGUAUGUAUGUAUAUGUAUAUGUAUAUAUAUAUAUAUAUAUUUGCGAGAAUAAAAAACAUAUGGGGGAUUGGAAGUGAUGCAGACAAUUACAUUGAUGGAAGUUACAAUCAAUCUGCAAUAUUUAAGCUGAUCUACCCCCUAAAUUAAAAAAAAUAAAAUAAAAAAUAAAUAAAACAACUGCCUGAUCUUUCUUAUAACUCUCAGAUAUAGGACAGACACUUCAAAACAAACGUCCUUUAGAUUUCUUUGGGGGGGACUAUCUGUUUUUCCAGUUAUGAAUCUGUUUUACAAUGUGUUUCUAUGGGCUAAUAGCAGUAAGGCCAAAUUCAAUGUUUCAUCCCCCCACCCCUUUAGGUAUCUUUUUGAUACCUAAAGGGGUCCCUACAAUCCCAAAUAAAAUAGCUAAAUGAUCCUUGGUAUGACCAUCUUAAAACAAUUCCAUAUGUUAGCUUAGUAGAACCCCUCUAGGGUUAAAGCCAGUCAGUCUCGUACUUUCAUGUGAUGUUUUGGACAACAGGCAGCAGUCGGUUUUAAGGCCAGCCAGUCAGUCCCUUUGGGGUUACAACACAAAUCAGCCCCAGCAUUCUGUUUCUUCCCUUUACCCGUAGAUAACAGAGGGUUUCCAUCUAUCAUCCUGACAGCUCUGUUUCUCUCCAACGGCACCCUAUCCCCUAUGGGCCCUGGUCCAAAAGUAGUGCGCUAUAUAGGGAAUAGGGUGCCAUUUGGGAGACAUCCUGAGCUAAAAGAGACGGCUGAGGCUGUAACAGACCGCCCAACCUUCCCCAAGUCGCGCCCAAUACAGCUUGGAAUAUAACGUUAUGUCUUAACACAUUCUCAUCUUAUCUGCUCCUCUUUCUACACAGGUUGGCAUUUAUUGUCAUAAAUCUUGCCCUAGAGACAGCUCUGCAGAGUGGGUACUAGCUAGCACAGUCACAAAGUCAUAAAAUCUGAUUUUAAAUCUAACCCUAACCUUAACCCUAACCUUAACCACACUGCUAACCCUAAUGUCUAACCCUAACCUUAACCCUAAUGUCUAACGAUUUUUGACUUUGCAGCCUUUAGUGGACAUUGCCCAGUUCUGCCUCCAGGACAAGACUCAUCCCAAUAAACGUCAACCUGCCAUCUUUAACUUACCAAGAGCAAAUGGGCUGAAGGAAAUAACUACAUUUUUGUUAAAGGCGCAGUGCAGUCAAAAAACUGAUUUUCCUGAGUUUUCUAUAUAUUUCCACACUAUGAGGUUGGAAUAAUACUGUGAAAUUGUGGAUAAUGCCCUUUUACAUUUAAGUCAUUUAGCAGCUCUUAUCCAGAGCGACUUAUAGUUAGCGAAUACAUAUUUUUUUUAUACUGGCCCCCCGUGGGAAUCGAACCCACAACCCUGACGUUGCAAACGCCAUGCUCUAUCAACUGAGCUACAUCCCUGCCGGCCAUUCCCUCCCCUACUCUGGACGAAUUGUGCACCACCCAUGAGUCUCCCGGUCGGCUACAGCAGAGCCUGGAUUCGAACCAGGAUCUCUAGUGGCACAGUUAGCACUGCGAUGCAGUGCCUUAGACCACUGCGCCACUCAGGAGGCUUUUAGUGUAAGAGCAGUUUUAAAAGACCAGCUGAAAUUUCAGCCUGUUUUGGUGGGAUGGCGUUUUGAAGGUACAUUAGUUAAUAGACCAAUAAGAAAGAGAGUUCCAAAUCUCUCUUCCAAUAACAGCCAGUUUUUCAGUUUUCCCCUCCCCUCUCAGACCACUCCCAGACAGUCCUAGCUACAUUCUUGCUUGAUAAAUUCCUCUUCGCUAAGCUAUUUUUGUUUUCUUUUUUUACCAUUUUAAUUUUUAAACAAUCACAGUAAGGCACUUAAUUGUUAAGCAGAAAUGAUGAUAUUGAAGUAGAAAACAUCAGCAUUGUACCUUUAAGAUACGUUUUGUCCGUCUCUCAGUGACUCAGUGCCUUCCUAUUAAUGAUGUAGUGCACUCUAUGUUUAUGUGUUUUGUUUUACCCCAUAUGUAACUCUGUGUUGUUGUUGUUUUUAUCGCACUGCUUUGCUUUAUCUUGGCCAGGUCGCAGUUGUAAAUGAGAACUUGUUCUCAAACUGGCUUACCUGGUUAAAUAAAGGUGAAAAAAAUAAAAUAAAAAAAUAUAUAUAUUUAACCAGAGCCCUGGAGGAAUAGGGCGCCAUUUGGGACGGAUAAUGUGUGAGGCUGAGGGGGUUUUCAGACUCUGCAGAGAGAGAGCGAUACGGAGCCAGACCACCUGUGGAUGAAAAACAUGAGCUUUUCUUUUGAACAGAAAUGAAACAAAAACCGCAGAGGUCUGAGUCACAUGAAACACAAGUGAGAAAGGAAACAACGUUCAUGCUCAGUGAACAUCCAACCAUGUUUGAUAUAAUGAACCAGUUAAAUUCCCUGUCAAGUUUCAUGUUCUUUAAAUAGUACCGUGUAUUUAUGUCUGAGGUGUACAGAACUUGACCCUAUGACUUCACAAACACAGAUAUUUGUUUGAUUUGAAUGCAAGUCACAGUGCUAAUAUUUUACCGGACUAGUAGGACCACGUUAGUUAACUGUUGAAUAUUUAGAUAAAUAUGGUAUAUGAUUAUAACACUGCCUUUCCUUUCCUGACUGUAUCUCCUCUGUGUAUUUGUCAAAGCAUCCUCCUUCUCUCUGUCUGUAGAGUGAGAACCAACCUUGUCCUAAUACAGUUCGUCUAGUCCAGGCUUCAGGCCAAGACGACUACUUUAACCUUAGUUGGAAGACAGCCACCAUAGCAUCCAUCCACCCAAAACAUCUGUCUUCUACACUUCACCCUGCUUGAACGUAACUGUCACGGAUUCAGCCGAGGCUGCUCCUCCUCCUUGCUCGGGCAGGCUUCGGCGUUCUUCGUCCCCGGAGUACUAGCUGCUGCCGAUCGAUGUUUCGGUGUUUGUCUAGUUUAGUCUUUAUUGUUUACACCUGUUCCCGAUUAUGUUUGAUUGUAGUCCCUAUAUUUACCCCUGUCUCUCAUUUGGAAUUUGUGUGUUAUUGUUUAUUGUUACGUGUGUCGUUGGUGAGCGGGUUAGUUCCUCCCUGUGUGGAGGUAUUCUGUGUGUCGUUGGUGAGCGGGUUAGUUCCUCCCUGUGUGGAGGUAUUCUGUGUGUCGUUGGUGAGCGGGUUAGUUCCUCCCUGUGUGGAGGUAUUCUGUGUGUCGUUGGUGAGCGGGUUAGUUCCUCCCUGUGUGGAGGUUUUCUGUGUUGAGUUCUUUACUUCGUUUAGUAAAGUACGUUUCUUAGAGUUCUGUGACCUGCGCCUGACUUCUUCCACCGCAUUACACUGACACUCGUGACAGUAACAGAUCAGAAACACACGUAAGCAUUUGCGUGUGUAAACGGUGUAAACGGAGUAAUUGUGUGUAUCAUCUCCCUGUCUGUAGGUUGAUUAAACUGUAGGUUGAUUAAACUCAACUGAUUGUGAUGUGAUACUUUGACAUGUAUUUUAUCUUAGAUUUUUUGUUGUUGCUGCAAGCCACCCCUGGUUGUCAGGAGUCCUCAGGUCUAAUCUUCCUUCAACAACAAUAGAGGGAUGAGGUUCCCAUGUGCCGUGGUACCCUGAACAUGAACACACUCAGAACACAAUCAGCUGGCUUCUUUGUGUGGAACAAAUGCUGAACAACAGUAGCUGCUGGGGAAAUGACAUGUCAUUAACAUUAUAGAACUUGAAUUAAGCUGAGUGUUAAUGUCAGCAAAUGUGAAGAUAGAAAAAAAAUCACAGAGUUAAGAAGUGAAGUCUUCUUGUUACCACAGUGCCUUCAGGGAGUAGUAACACCCCAGUGCACUACUUUUGUGAGGAAUAAUAAGAAAUAAAAUAAUCAUAUUUUAGAUAUUAUUAUAUUUUUUCCGAUUUAUCAGGGAUGCUGGAGCAUCCUCAGCACCCGUACUUCCCGCGGCUUCCCGUACUUCCUGCCGAUUGGUAGAUGUGUAAAAAAAAUCAAAAAGCAGACGCUGAAUUUCCCUUUGAGCCUGGUGAAGUUAUUAAUUAGGCUUUGGAUGGUGUAUCAAUACACCCAGUCACUACAAAGAUACAGGCGUCCUUCCUAACUCAGUUGCCGGAGAGGAAAUAAACUGUUCAGAGAUUUCACCAUGAGGCCAAUGGUGAUUUUAAAACAGUUACAGAGUUUAAUGGUUGUGAUAGGAGAAAACAGAGGAUAGAUCAACAACAUUGUAAACUCAGCAAAAAAAGAAACGUCCUCUCACUGUCAACUGCGUUUAUUUUCAGCAAACUUAACAUGUGUAAAUAUUUGUAUGAACAUUACAAGAUUCAACAACUGAGACAUAAACUGAACAAGUUCCACAUACAUGUGACUAACAGAAAUUGAAUAAUGUGUCCCUGAACAAAGGGGGGGUCAAAAUCAAAAGUAACAGUCAGUAUCUGGUGUGGCCACCAGCUGCAUUAAGUACUGCAGUGCAUCUCCUCCUCAUGGACUGCACCAGAUUUGCCAGUUCUUGCUGUGAGAUGUUACCCCACUCUUCCACCAAGGCACCUGCAAGUUCCCAGACAUUUCUGGGGGGAAUGGCCCUAGCCCUCACCCUCCAAUCCAACAGGUCCCAGACGUGCUCAAUUGGAUUGAGAUCCCGGCUCUUUGCUGGCCAUGGCAGAACACUGACAUUCCUGUCUUGCAGGAAAUCACGCACAGAACGAGCAGUAUGGCUGGUGGUAUUGUCAUGCUGGAGGGUCAUGUCAGGAUGAGCCUGCAGGAAGGGUACCACAUGAGGGAGGAGGAUGUCUUCCCUGUAACGCACAGCGUUGAGAUUGCCUGCAAUGACAACAAGCUCAGUCAGAUGAUGCUAUGACACACCGCCCCAGACCAUGACGGACCCUCCACCUCCAAAUCGAUCCCGCUCCAGAGUACAGGCCUCGGUGUAACGCUCAUUCCUUCGACGAUAAACGCGAAUCCGACCAUCACCCCUGGUGAGACAAAACCGCGACUCGUCAGUGAAGAGCACUUUUUGCCAGUCCUGUCUGGUCCAGCGACGGUGGGUUUGUGCCCAUAGGCGACGUUGUUGCCGGUGAUGUCUGGUGAGGACCUGCCUUACAACAGGCCUACAAGCCCUCAGUCCAGCCUCUCUCAGCCUAUUGCGGACAGUCUGAGCACUGAUGGAGGGAUUGUGCGUUCCUGGUGUAACUCGGGCAGUUGUUGUUGCCAUCCUGUACCUGUCCCGCAGGUGUGAUGUUCGGAUGUACCGAUCCUGUGCAGGUGUUGUUACACGUGGUCUGCCACUGCGAGGACGAUCAGCUGUCCUUCCUGUCUCCUGUAGCGCUGUCUUAGGCAUCUCACAGUACGGACAUUGCAAUUUAUUGCCCUGGCCACAUCUGCAGUCCUCAUGCCUCCUUGCAGCAUGCCUAAGGCACGUUCACACAGAUGAGCAGGGACCCUGGGCAUCUUUCUUUUGGUGUUUUUCAGAGUCAGUAGAAACGCCUCUUUAGUGUCCUAAGUUUUCAUAACUGUGACCUUAAUUGCCUACCGUCUGUAAGCUGUUAGUGUCUUAAUGACCGUUCCACAGGUGCAUGUUCAUUAAUUGUUUAUGGUUCAUUGAACAAGCAUGGGAAACAGUGUUUAAUCCCUUUACAAUGAAGAUCUGUGAAGUUAUUUGGAUUUUUACAAAUUAUCUUUGAAAGACAGGGUCCUGAAAAAGGGACGUUUCUUUUUUUGCUGAGUUUAGUUACUCCACACUACUAACCCAAAUGACAAUGAAAAGAAGCCUGUACAGAAUAAAAAUAUUCCAAAACAUGUGUCCUGUUUGCAACAAGGCACUUAAGUAAUGGGUUCGUUUCCCACGGGGGGCCAGUAUGAAAAUAAAAAUGUAUGCACUCACUAACUGUAAGUCGCUCUGGAUAAGAGCGUCUGCUAAAUGACUGAAAUAUAAAUAUAAUAAUACUGCCAAAAAUGUGGCAAAGAAAUGAACUUUUUGUCCUGAAUACAAAGUGUUUGGGGCAAAUCCAAUACAACAUCACUGAGUACCACCCUUCAUAUUUUCAAGCAUGGUGGUGGCUGCAUCAUGUUAUGGGUGUGCUUGUCAUCGACAUGGACUAGGGAGUUUUCUAGGAUAAAAAGAAACAGAAUACAGCUAUAAGCACAGACAAAAUCUGGUUCAGUCUGCUUUCCAACAGACACUGGGAGACGAAUUCACCUUUCAGCAGGACAAUAACCUAAAACACAAGGCCAUUCAAGACGACAUUGAAUGUUCCUGAGUGGCCUAGUUACAGUUUUGACUUAAAUCGGCUUGAAAAUCUAUGGCAAGACUUGAAAAUGGCUGUCUAGCAAUGAUCAACAAUCAACUUGACAGAGCUUGAAGAAUUUAAAAAAGAAUAAUGUGCAAAUAUUGUACAAUCCAGGUGUGCAAAGCACUUAGAGACUUACCCUGAAAGACUCACAGCUGUAAUCGCCGCCACAAGUGCUUCUACAAAGUAUUCACUCAGAGGUGUAAAUAAUACAUUUCUGUAUUUAAUUUUCAGUAUAUUUGCCAACAUUUCUAAAAACAUGUUUUUCACUUUGUCAUUAUGGGGUAUUGUGUGUAGAUGGGUGAGAUUUUUCUUUUGAUUCAGGGUGUAACACAAAAAAUUGUGGAAUAAGUCAAGGGGUGUGAACUUAUAAUACAUAGAUAGGGAACGAGAUGAUUAAUAGCGAAUGUAGUUUUACAGAUCAACAGAGGUCAUACAGUAUUAUAGGAUCAACAGAGGUCAUACAGUAUUAUAGGAUCAACAGAGCUACAGAGGUCAUACAGUAUUAUAGGAUCAACAGAGGUCAUACAGUAUUAUAGGAUCAACAGAGGUCAUACAGUAUUAUAGGAUCAACAGAGCUACAGAGGUCAUACAGUAUUAUAGGAUCAACAGAGGUCAUACAGUAUUAUAGGAUCAACAGAGGUCAUACAGUAUUAUAGGAUCAACAGAGGUCAAACAGUAUUAUAGGAUCAACAGAGGUCAUACAGUAUUAUAGGAUCAACAGAGGUCAUACAGUAUUAUGGAAUCAACAGAGGUCAUACAGUCACAAGGUCAUACCGUAUAGGAUCAACAGAGGUCAUACAUUAUUAUAGGAUCAACAGAGGUCAUACAGUAUUAUAGGAUCAACAGAGGUCAUACAGUAUUAUAGGAUCAACAGAGGUCAUACAGUAUUAUAGGAUCAACAGAGGUCAUACAGUAUUAUAGGAUCAACAGAGGUCAUACAGUAUUAUAGGAUCAACAGAGGUCAUACAGUAUUAUGGGAUCAACAGAGGUCAUACAGUAUUAUAGGAUCAACAGAGGUCAUACAGUAUUAUAGGAUCAACAGAGGUCAUACAGUAUUAUAGGAUCAACAGAGGUCAUACAGUAUUAUAGGAUCAACAGAGGUCAUACAGUAUUAUAGGAUCAACAGAGGUCAUACAGUAUUAUAGGAUCAACAGAGGUCAUACAGUAUUAUAGGAUCAACAGAGGUCAUACAGUAUUAUAGGAUCAACAGAGCUACAGAGGUCAUACAGUAUUAUAGGAUCAACAGAGCUACAGAGGUCAUACAGUAUUAUAGGAUCAACAGAGGUCAUACAGUAUUAUAGGAUCAACAGAGGUCAAACCUAUUAAGGGUCAACAGAGGGGCAACAGAUUAGACAACAAAGGGUUAAAUAUUAGGGGUCAACGAGGAUACGUAUUUUAGGGGUCAAAAGAUUACAUAUUAAAAAAGGGGUAAAAAGGGAUACAUAUUAUAGGAUAAAAAAGGUCAUACAUAUUAUUUUUAAAACAGAAAACCCAAGAUGUUUCAUUGAAGGAUGGUUUGAAUGGAUGUGCCCCGAAUGAAGUUUGAAAGGGGGGGGAAAGGGAAAACAGGGUUUCCCGAGUGAGUGAUGGUGCAAUAUAGUUUUAUGAUAGGGGGGUUUUCCUGCAUGGGUUUGUGUCCCCGGGGGUUUAAUUGCUACGGGGGGUGUCUUGUGGGGGUGUGGGGCGGUGUGUUGUUGGGGUGGUGGGGGUGUGGUGGGUUGUGUGCGUUGGGGGGAUUCGGGGGGUCGGCCCCCCGGAGCGGGGAGAACGUGAUAAAAAAGCAGGACCUCAGUAGCAGUCUAAAUACUCCCAAAAGCCCCCCCCCAUUUUUAAAAAAAAACCCCCAAAAAAAUUAAAAUUUAUUUCUAUUUUUUUUAUUUAAUAUUAUUUCGUUUUUUUUAUUUUUUUUUUUUUUUAAAAAUUUUCUGUAUUUAUUUUUUAUUUUUUUUCUUUUUUUUUUUUUUUCUAUUUGCCCCCUUAAAAUUUUUUUUGUUUUUUUUUUUUUUUUUUUUUUUUUUUUCUUUUUUCCUUUUUUUUUUUUUUUUUUUUUUUCUUUUUUGUUGUUUGUUUCCCUUUUUUUUUGCUUGUUUUUUCUUGGUUUUUGUCUCUUUUUUUUUUUUUUUUUUUCUAUCUUUUUUUUUCUUUUUCUUUUUUUUUUUUUUUUUUCCCCCUUUUCUUUCCCCCGAUUUUUUUUUUCCCUUUCCCCUUUUCUCCUUUUCGUUGGGGCCCCUUUUUUUUUUUUUAAAAAAGCUCCCCUUUUUUUCCCCCCCUCUCUGUUUUUCUUCUUCUUCUCUUCUUUUUCCCCCUCUCCUUCUCCAUCCCCCCCCUCCCUUUCCCUUAAACUUUUUCCUUGGGGGGGUUUUUUUUUCUUUUCGGCCCCCCUUUUUUUUCUGAUUUCAGGCCCCCAUGCAGAGUAUUACAUUUUAAAUUCAUUUUUUUAAAAACAAAAGGGAAACUCAGAUUGUCUAGUUUACAUGGAGGCCAAAACAAUUUAAUCCUUGUAACAAUGUCCGCCGGGGGUCAAGUUGGGAAAAGCAGUUGGGUUCGAUGGGAUGGUCCCCAUUGGUCUCCACGAAAUUAAAUUGAUCAUCAACAUUCCAUUGAUUUUAUAUUUUGGGAAAAAAAAAGGGGAACUUGGAGAGGAAGGGAACCCUACUGUAUGGUUAGCUGAUUUUAUGCAUGUCCAAAAAUGAUGAGGGAGGAGGGGGUGUAACUUUCAGGUAGCUUUAAUCGGACUCAAUUUUUAUUUGAAUCAUAAUGUUUAAAGUCUUCCCUGUUACUGGGGGGAUACCCAUCAGUUCACCGUUAGUUUCCUGUCUGUGAGGGGCUUUCCAGGCCUGAACCCUUUUCCCCCUAAAUAUCUUCCCACUACCUCAGAUCUUCCGUCUACUACGUAUCUUUCCGUUCCACAGUAUCUUCCGUCUACAUAGUAUCUUCCCCGUUACAAUAUUCCUGUUACCCCCUAGUAUCUCCUGUCUUCCUAGUAUCUUCUGUCUAUCUAAGAUUUCUUGUCACCCAUAGUAUCUUCCCGUUACUAUAUAUCUUCCGUCUAUAGUAUCUUUCCGUUAUCUAUAGUAUUUCCGUCUACUACUAAUUUUUUCCCUGUUACCUACUAGUAUCUUCCUGUCUACCUACUAGUAUUUUCCGUCUACCUACUAGUAUCUUCGUCUACUAGUAGAUUCCUGUCUACCUACUAGUAUCUUCCGUCUACUACUAGUAUCUUCCUGUCUACCUACUAGUAUCUUCCUGUCUACCUACAGUACUUCCUGUCUACCUACUAGUAUCUUCCUGUCUACCUACUAGUAUCUUCCUGUCUACUAGUAUAUUCCUGUCUACCUACUAGUAUCUUCCUGUCUAUCUACUAGUAUCUUCCUGUCUACCUACUAGUAUCUUCCUGUCUACCUACUAGUAUCUUCCUGUCUACCUACUAGUAUCUUCCUGUUUACUACUAGUAAAUCUUCCUGUCUACCUACUAGUAUCUUCCUGUCUACCUACUAGUAUCUUCCUGUUACUACUAGUAUCUUCCUGUCUACCUACUAGUAUCUUCCUGUCUACCUACUAGUAUCUUCCUGUCUACCUACUAGUAUCUUCCUGUCUACCUGCUAGUAUCUUCCUGUCUACCUACUAGUAUCUUCCUGUCUACCUACUAGUAUCUUCCUGUCUACUAAUAUCUUCCUGUCUACCUACUAGUAUCUUCCUGUCUACCUGCUAGUAUCUUCCUGUCUACCUACUAGUAUCUUCCUGUCUACCUACUAGUAUCUUCCUGUCUACCUACUAGUAUCUUCCUGUCUACCUACUAGUAUCUUCCUGUCUACCUACUAGUAUCUUCCUGUCUACCUACUAGUAUCUUCCUGUCUACCUACUAGUAUCUUCCUGUCUACCUACUAGUAUCUUCCUGUCUACUAGUAUAUUCCUGUCUACCUACUAGUAUCUUCUGUCUACCUACUAGUAUCUUUCCUGUCUAUCUACUAGUAUCUUCCUGUCUUUACUAGUAUCUUCCUGUCUACCUACUAGUACUUCCUGUCUACCUACUAGUAUCUUCCUGUCUACUCUAGUAUUCCUGUCUACCUACUAGUAUCUUCCUGUUUACCUACUAGUAUGGCUUCCUGUCUACCUACUAGUAUCUUCCUGUCUACCUACUAGUAUCUUCCUGUUUACCUACGAUAUCUUCCUGUCUACCUACUAGUAUCUUCCUGUCUACCUACUAGUAUCUUCCUGAUCUACCUACUAGUAUCUUCCGUUCUACCUGCUAGUAUCUUCCUGUCUACCUACGAGUAUCUUCCUGUCUACCUACUAGUAUCUUCCUGUCUACCUACUAGUAUAUUCCUGUCUACCUACUAGUAUACUUCCUGUCUACCUACUAGUAUCUUCCUGUCUACCUACUAGUAUCUUCCUGUCUACCUACUAGUAUCUUCCUGUCUACCUACUAGUAUCUUCCUGUCUACCUACUAGUAUCUUCCUGUCUACCUACUAGUAUCUUCCUGUCUACCUACUAGUAUCUUCCUGUCUACCUACUAGUAUCUUCCUGUCUACCUGCUAGUAUCUUCCUGUCUACCUACUAGUAUCUUCCUGUCUAUCUACUAGUAUCUUCCUGUCUACCUACUAGUAUCUUCCUGUCUAUCUACUAGUAUCUUCCUGUCUACCUACUAGUAUCUUCCUGUAUACCUUCUAGUAUCUUCCUGUAUACCUACUACAUGUAUAAGUCCUUAUUUGCGUACUAGACACUAGAUUCUGUGUUGAUUCAUGAGAAUUGGCUUCUCUUUCUGUCUGAAUCAGAUCCAUUACACUACACUGUUCCAUUGGUUGUCAGAUCAAUUCGCCCAGCCAUAACAUGUGUACAACAACCAUAAAGUGUAUCGGCAUGGUCACAGAUCUGUUUAUGCUGUCUCGGAUUAUACCAUAAAGUAAAACGCCUGGUCCCAGAUCUGUUUAUGCUGUCUAGCCAGCUCCUCUGGUCAUUACCUAGCCUGGUCCCAGAUCUGUUUAAUCAGACAUGGUCUUUGUAAAUGUUACAUGAUUCUCUGCCUGUGGAUUAAUAACACACACACACUAGCAUCAAAUUAAAUCAAAUGUAUUUAUAAAGCCCUUUUUACAUCAGCAGAUGUCACAAAGUGCUUAUACAGAAACUCCCUGGAAAGGCAGGAACCUAGGAAGAAACCUAGAGAGGGACAAGGCUCUGAGGGGUGGCCAGUCCACAUCUGGCUAUGCCAGGUGGUGAUACCAUGUGUUGCACUGAUACCAACGUCCUCAAUAUCAUGUAGAUACUUUAUGUAUAUAAUGUCUCAAAAUUACAAUUAAUGUGAUAUCUGAUAAUACCCCUACUGCUGCAAAUAAGCAUCUGGAAUUUAUUUCCAGUUUGUCUUUUGUGUCCAAUAUCUAAUAUUUAUCUGUUCAAAUUCUAAUACUUACAGUACCAGUCAAAAGUUUGGACACACCUACUCAUUACAGGGUUUUUCUUUAUUUUUACUAUUUUUUACUGUGUAGAAUAAUAGUGAAGACAUCAAAACUAUGAAAUAACACAUAUGGAAUCAUGUAGUAACCAAAACAGUGUUAAACAAAUCAAAAUAGAUUUUAUAUUUGAGAUUCUUAAAAUAGCCACCCUUUUGCCUUGAUGACAGCUUUGCACACCCUUGGUGUUCUCUCAACCAGCAUCACCUGGAAUGCUUUUCCAACAGUCUUGACGGAGUUCCCACAUAUGCUGAGCACUUGUUGGCAGCUUUUCCUUCACUCUGCCGUCCGACUCAUCCCAAACCAUCUCAUUUGGGUUGAGGUCGGGGGAUCUGUCGUAGCCGGCCGCGACCGGGAGACCCAUGGGGCGGCGCACAAUUGGCCCAGGGUAGGGGAGAGAAUGGCCGGCAGGGAUGUAGCUCAGUUUGUAGAGCAUGGCGUUUGCAACGCCAGGGUUGUGGGUUCGAUUCCCAAGGGGGGUAUGAAAAAAAUCAAAAAUAAAUAUGUAUGCACUCACUAACUGUAAGUCGCUCUGGAUAAGAGCGUCUGCUAAAUGACUAAAAUGUAAAUGUAAAAUGUAAUUGUGGAGGCCAAGUCAUCUGAUGCAGCACUCCAUCACUCUCCUUCUUGGUCAAAUAGCCCUCACACAGCCUGGAGGUGUGUUGAGUCAUUGUCCUGUUUGAAAAACAAAUGAUAGUCCCACUAAGCCCAAACCAGAUGGGAUGGCAUAUCGCUGCAGAAUGCUGUGGUAGCCAUGCUGAUUAAGUAAAAAAAAAAAUAUCACAGACAGUGUCACCAGAAAAGCACCCCCACACCAUAACACCUCCUCCUCCAUGCUUUACGGUGGGAAAUACACAUGCGGAGAUCAUCCGUUCACCCACACCACGUCUCACAAAGACACGGCGGUUGGAACCAAAAAUCUCCAAUUUGGACUCCAGACCAAAGGACACAUUUCCACCGGUCUAAUGUCCAUUGCUCGUGUUUUUUCAGGCCCAAGCAAGUCUCUUCUUCUUAUUGGUGUCCUUUAGUAGUGGUUUCUUUGCAGCAAUUUAACCAUGAAGGCUUGAUUCACGCAGUCUCCUCUGAACAGUUGAUGUUGAGAUGUGUCUGUUACUUGAACUCUGUGAAGCAUUUAUUUGGGCUGCAAUUUCUGAGGCUGGUAACUCUAAGGAACUUAUCCUCUGCAGCAGUGGUAACUCUGGGUCUUCCUUUCCUGUGGCGGUCCUCAUUAGAGCCAGUUUCAUCAUAGCGCUUGAUGGUUUUUGCGACUGCACUUGAAGAAACUUUCAAAGUUCUUGAAAUGUUCCGUAUUGACUGACCUUCAUGUCUUAAAGUAAUGAUGGACUGUUGUUUCUCUUUGCUUAUUUGAGCUGUUCUUGCCAUAAAAUGGACUUGGUCUUUUACCAAAUAGGUAUAUCUUCUGUAUACCCCCCCCUACCUUGUCACAACACAACUGAUUGGCUCAAACGCAUUAAGAAGGAAAGAAAUUCCACAAAUUAACUUUUAAGAAGGCACAUGUAUCUGUUCAAUAUCUAAUACUUAUCUGUCCCCCUCCCCCCCCCCCCCGUCCCCCCCUUGCAUUGUGUGUGUGUGUAUACUUGUCUGUCUGUCUGUCUGUCUGUCUGUCUGUCUGUCUGUCUGUCUGUCUGUCUGUCUGUCUGUCUGUCUGUCUGUCUGUCUGUCUGUCUGCCUGCCUGCCUGCCUGCCUGCUUGCCUGCCUGCCUGCCUGCCUGCCUGCCUGCCUGCCUGCCUGCCUGCCUGCCUGCCUGUCUGUCUGUCUGUCUGUCUGUCUGCCUGUCUGUCCUAGGUGAUGCCCUAGACAUAGCAGACCUGACCUUGGUGAACCCUGACCCCAUGGUGACAUCAUCAGACUCCUCCCUCCACUGUGUCAGUAGUGACUGGACCUCCCGGCAGGACAGUGAUGCCUCCAGCUUCAGCAGUACCCUGGGUAUGGAAUGGGACUUUCACACAAGAUGAACACAUUACGUUUGCAAUUCUAACACAUUCCAUGGCAUGUGAAAUGUCUUGAAAACCUGUUUCCAAUACAUUUUAAUUUAUUUAGGAAUUAAGAAAUGCGCUACAAACUAGCUUUUCAGGUAAACUUGUGAAAGCAAACAGCAAAGACAAGGUAGAAUGCAUUUUUAACAUGUUAAAAUUCAUUUUGCGUUACAAUAAAGUCAUUAUUGUGUAAUACUUGUAUUUCCAACUGGUUUUUAACAUGUACAUUUCCGUUAGGUAUGGGCCGUGACUUCCCCCUGACCCACCCCCAGAGCCUGCCUGUCAGCCCCGAUACAGCCUACCACCAUGCCUCCAAGAUGGAGUGGAAGACUCGCAGUGAUGUCUUUGGGGAGUUCUACUGCAGGGCAAAAAAUAGUGAUACAAAUCAGAUUUACACAUAUAAGAUGCUAAAUGAAGGUAAUAACGCAUUGAUAUUGUGUUCUAACCUGUACAGGUCUGUUUUAUUGUUUUGAGGCUUUCCUAUCUUUGUGGUGAACGGUUGUGGCUAUGAGGCCACACAGGGUGCACACUGCUUUCAUUGCAAGAUGUUCCUAAAUGAAACACUUAACAACCGAUUGAUAAUGAGGAUACAUACUGUUAUUCUGACUCCCUAUUGAAACACUAACCCACCACUGAGAGUCAAGUUAUCUACCCACCACUGAGAGUCAAGUUAUCUACCCACCACUGAGAGUCAAGUUAUCUACCCACCACUGAGAGUCAAGUUAUCUACCCACCACUGAGAGUAAAGUUAUCUACCCACCACUGAGAGUCAAGUUAUCUACCCACCACUGAGAGUCAAGUUAUCUACCCACCACUGAGAGUAAAGUUAUCUACCCACCACUGAGAGUAAAGUUGUCUACCCACCACUGAGAGUAAAGUUAUCUACCCACCACUAAGAGUAAAGUUGUGUUUGUGUUUGCCUCCCCAGCUGUGUUUCUACCAAAGUCCCUAACCAUCACAGUCAGUAUAGGAGAAGAUGUCAACAUCUGUUUCACUCGCAGGAAAGUAUUCGCAGAGGACGCAGUCAUCUAUAAGAAUGGUAAACCUUACAGUAUGUAAAUAGUUAUAUCGUUAUGUUGCUUGUUUGUUUGUUUGUUUGUAUAAAAGUGUAUUUUAUUUUUGUAUUGUCAUGGUUGCUGAUAUCUCUCUGUGACGUGAUCCUCCAAUAUUCACUAACCAGUCAUUUUGUUAUGUACACCCAUCUAGUACUGGGUCAAGGCCCCCUUUGCCCCCUUUGCCUCCAGAACAGCAUGAAUUCUUCGGGUCAUGGAUUCUACAAGGCGUCAGAAACGUUCCACAGGGAUGUUGGUCCAUGCUGACGCCAUGGCGUCACGUAGUUGCUGCAGAUUGGACGGCGGUACAUUCAUGCUGCCAACAGCCCGUUCCAUCUCAUCCCAAAGAUACUCUAUUGGGUUUGGUCAGCGACAAUGUUCAGAUACGCUGUGGCGUCAAUCGUUGCUCAAUUGGUAUCAAGGGACCUAACGUGUGCCAGGAAAACAUUCCCCACACCAGCACACCACCGCCACCAGCCUGUACCGUUGACACCAGGCAGGAUGGCGCCAUGGACUCGUGCUGCUUACACCAAACCAUGACUCUGCCAUCAGCAUGACGCAACAGGAACCGGGAUUAAUCGGACCUGGCAAUGUUUUUCCACUCCUCAGUUGUCCAGUGUUGGUGAUGGCGUGCCCACUGGAGCCACUUCUUCUUGUUUUUAGCUGAUAGGAGUGGAACCCGGUGUGGUCGUCUUCUGCAAUAGCCCGUCCGUGACAAGGACCAACGAGUUGUGCGUUCCAAGAUGCCGUUCUGCACACCACUGUUGUACUGCGCCGUUAUUUGUAUGUUUGUGGCUCGCCUGUUAGCUUGCACGAUUCUUGCCAUUCUCCUUGGACCUCUCAUCAAUGAGCUGUUUUCGCCCACAGGACUGCAGCUGACUGGAUGUUUUUGGUAUGUCGCAGCACCAUUCUCGGUAAACCCUAAACCAUGGAUCGUGAACUAGAUUCAGCCGCGGGACGAUUUUUUUCUUGAGCAGAUGGUCGGGGGACCGGAACAUAAUUACAAAUAAUUUGUAGACUGCAAAUUGACUGCAAGAAGCCCAAACAGAUGUAAUAUUUGACUAAAACAUAAUCAUUUCAAACCUUGCUUACACAUCUUUCUUUUACGCGUGGGAAUACUUGGGAACAGAUUUCCAAAAUGAAAAUCACUUGGAGCUGAUUUCCUGCUGUUUUCACAGUAUUUUAUGUCCAACAAUGAAAAUGAUAAAUUAUAAAAACAUUUACAGUACCAGUCAAAAGUUUGGACACACCUCCUCAUUCAAGGGUUUUUCUUUAUUUUUACUAUUUUCUACAUUGUAGAGUAUUAGUGAAGACAUCAAAACCAUGAAAUAACACAUAUGGAAUCAUGUAGUAACCAGAAAAGUGUUAAACAAAUCAAAAUAUAUUUUAGAUUUUAGAUUCUUCAAAGUAGCCACCCUUUGCCUUGAUGACAGAUUUGCAAAUUGUCCGGGUAGCCAUUUGAUGAGCUGUUCAGGAGUCUUAUGGCUUGGGGGUAGAAGCUGUUAAGAAGCCUUUUGGACCUAGACUUGACGCUCCAGUACCGCUUGCUGUGCAGUAGCAGAGAGAACAGUCUAUGACUUGGGUGACUGGAGUCUUUGACCAUUUUUAGGGCCUUCCUCUGACACCACCUGGUAUAGAGGUCCUGGAUGGCAGGAAGCUUGGCCCCAGUGAUGUACUGGGCCGUACCCUCUGUAGUGCCUUGCGGUCAAAGGCUGAGCAGUUGCCAUACCAGGCGGUAAUGCAACUCGACAGGAUGCUCUGGAUGGUGCAGCUGUAGAACUUUUUGAGGAUCUGAGGAUCAUGCCAAAUCUUUUCAGUCUCCUGAGGGGGAAUAGGCUUUGUCGUGCCCUCUUCACGACUGUCUUGGUGUGUUUGGACCAUGAUAGGUUGUUGGUGAUGUGGACACCAAGGAACUUGUGCAAUAUAGACUUGGUCUUUUACCAAAUAGGGCUAUCUUCUGUAUAUCAACCCUACCUUGUCACAUAAAAAAAAAAAAAAAACACAACUGAUUGGCUCAAACGCAUUAAGAAGGAAAGAAAUUCCACAAAUUAACUUUUAACAAGGCACACCUGUUAAUUGAAAUCCAUUCCAGGUGACUACCUCAUGAAGCUGGUUGAGAGAAUGCCAAGAGUGUGCAAAGCUGUCAUCAAGGCAAAGGGUGGCUACUAUAAUAAUAAUUUCAAAUAUAAAAUAUAUUUUGAUUUCUUUAGCACUUUUUUGGUUACUACAUGAUUCAGUAUGUGUUAUUUCAUAGUUUUGAUGUCUUCACUAUUAUUCUACAAUGUAGAAAAAUAGUAAAAAUUAAGAAAAACCCUGGAACGAGUAGGUCUGUCCAAACCUUUGACUGGUACUGUAUAUAUCUUUACAUUUUUUUGCUCUAAAAACUUGGGAGGCCAAAUAAGGCUAGCAGGUCGCCAGUUGGGGUGAAAAGCCCAGGAGGGCGGCCGUUUCUGAGAUACUGGAUCCGGCGCAACUGGCACCGAUGAUCACACCACACUCAAAGCCGCUUAGGUCUCUCGUUUUGCCCGUUCUAACGUUCAAUCGAACAGUGACUGAAUGCCUCGAUGCCUGUCUGCCUGCUUUAAAUAUAGCAAACCACGUCCACGUGACUCAAGGUCUGCAGGAGCGAUCCAUUUUCGUGAACGGCGUGGUGUACAUAAUAAACUAGCCACGUGUAUUGUAUAUUGUUUUCUGAUAGGUUUUAUUUUUAUUUUUUUAUGCCCAUAUUGUGUACAUGCUAUUCUUAACCUGACUACACCACAUUGGAAGGCCCAAAAAAUGGUCAAAGGCUCCAGCCACCCAAGUCAGAGACUGUUCUCUCUGCUACCGCACGGCAAUCGGUACCGAAGCGCCAAGUCUAGGUCCAAAAGGCUCCUUAACAGCUUCUACCCCCCAAGCCAUAAGACUGCUGAACAAUUAAUCAAAUGGCCACCCGGACUACUUACAUUGACCCCCGCACAUUGACUCAGUACCGGUACCCCCCUGUAUAUAGCCUUCCUACUGUUAUUUCCCAUUGACUCUGUACCGGUACCCCCUGUAUAUAGCCUCCCUACUGUUAUUACACAUUGACUCUGUACCGGUACCCCCUGUAUAUAGCCUCCCUACUGUUAUUACACAUUGACUCAGUACCGGUACCCCCUGUAUAUAGCCUCCCUACUGUUAUUACACAUUGACUCUGUACCGGUACCCCCUGUAAUAGCCUCCCUAGUUAUUUCACUUAUCGUACCGGGACCCCCCUGUUUUAGCCCCUAUGUUAUUACACAUUUACUCGUCCGGUACCCCCCCCUUUUAGCCUCCCUACUGUUAUUCCCUUGAUCUGUACCGGUACCCCCCCCGUAUAUAGCCUCCUACUGUAUUCCAUUGACUCGUACCCGGGACCCCGUUUUAGCCUCCCACUUUUAUUACACUUGACUGGCCCGGGGUUUAAACCCCCCCCCCCCCGUAUAAGCCUCCCUCUUAUUCCUGACUCUGUACCGGGCCCCCUGUAUUACCCCUUACUGUUUUUCACAUUGAUUCAACCGGGGACCCCCCCCGUAUAUAGCCUCCCUACUUUAUUAAAAAUUGACUCAUCCGGUCCCCCUGAUAUGCCUCAUUAUUGUUAUUUUAGUGUGUUACUUUUAUUUUACUUUAUUUUAUUUAGUAAAUAUUUUCUUAACUCUUUCUUGAACUGCAUUGCUGGUUAAGGGCUUGUAAGUAAGUAUUUCACUGUAAGGUCUGCACCUGUUGGGCUUGGACGUACCAAAUGUCUCAGUGUAGAAGUGCUGAUAUAGGAUCAGGUCUCCAUGUAAUUUUAUACGUUGUGAUCUAAAAUUCUAAACUGAUCCGUGAUCAGCACUCCUACUCUGAGAGAGGCUUGAUGCAUAUGGCCCCCCUGGUCAACAAUAUUUAGCCCCUCAUGUUAACACUGAUCUUCAGCAUGUAGUUAUUUAUCUACCUUAAGCUGAAUGCACUGACUGUAAGUCACUCUGGAUAAGAGUGUCUGCUGAGGGAUGGAUCGAAAUUUACAGAAUGGUGGAAAAUGGGGGGGGGUCAUGCUUUUAACAUUCCAGUCCAGGGGAGGGUUUAGUAUUUUUUUUAAUAAAUCUAGUCCAGGGGAGGGGGGGAGGGUCAUGUAAUGUGUAAUUGAUGAAAUUUCAAUAUUUUCUCAGUGUUUUAUGAUUUGUUGCUUUUUAGGCUAUAUAUCAAUGUCUGGCAGAUGCUGCCCCUCAUCUCUGAUUCUCCGCUGGGGGCGCGCAAUAGGCUGUAGGCUACGAAGUGCAUGCUGGGAGAAGCACAGAGCAAAGUUAUAUUUCUUAGAUAGCUGCUGGGAUGGUGUAAAUAAAACUACCCUGACCCCCGGCCUGCUCUGCUCUCGCUGAUCAAAACCUUUUGCCUAACUAACACUGUGCUGUGUAGGCCUACAGUGACAGUUCAGGAGGAGAGUCGAAGGCGUCUUUCAAUAUAUAUUUUUUUGAUUAGGCCUAGUCCCCAAAAUAGCCUACUGUAGGCCUAUCUCUCUGUCCAUUCUUAGCCUGUCAUUUCGGUCAUUUGUGUGGAAUUAAAAAUAUUCUACUAAUAUGUAAAAUGACAUGGCCAUUUUUUCUCUGACCUGCAAAUAAGAUAAUAGAUGAAUGCAAUGCUUUUACUAUAAAGGAGAUCUUUCCACCCCUACUGUUGUCCACGGUGGUCUGCGAACCCACAACCUUCUGGCCCGCAGCCCUGUGCGCUGUCAACAUCGUUGGUCUGCGAACCCACAACCUUCUGGCCCGCAGCCCUGUGCGCUGUCAACAUCGUUGGUCUGCGAACCCACAACCUUCUGGACCGCAGCCCUGUGCGCUGUCAACAUCGUUGCGUUGCCGUUUAAUGAUUACAGGAGGAAGAACCGUUUCUAAAACUGCAUAUCUAAGGCUCUGGUCUGUCCAGGAAGUGAAACGGUAGACAUGUUCUCUGCUAUCCACCUUGUUGUAAUAAUUAUUUUGGGUACAGGGGAGGGUCACUUGUUUAGUUUUUUUCAAGUGUUCAGGGAGGGUUAAGGUCCAAUAUGUUUUGCUGAAGGGAUCCGUUUUCAUUUCCGAGAGGUCCGGUUUACUCCAUGCAACUCUUAUCAUAAACAACGUUCACUCACCAUGUAACCAAAGUGUGAAUGUAAUGUGAAACCUCUUGUCUCUCUCAGGCUCCUUCAUUCACUCAGUACCUAAGAAUGAGAUCCCAGACAUCCUGGUGUACCCCGUCCAGGGAGUGGCGUCUUCAGACGCAGGUCUCUACACAGCCAGGUCCAUCGCUGGAGCCAAGUCCACAUCAGCCAUCACCAGGCUCAUCGUCAGAAGUUAGUACUUUUACACAAUACUACCCAAUACCACCAAAUACUACUGUAAUACUACCCAAUAACACCAAAUACUACUGUAAUACUACCCAAUACCACCAAAUACUACUGUAAUACUACCCAACUCUACCAAAUACUACUGUAAUACUACCCAAUACCACCAAAUACUACUGUAAUACUACCCAAUACCACCAAAUACUACUGCAAUACUACCCAAUACUACCCAUUACUACACCCUACUACAGCAGUACAACCCAAUACCCUAUAAUACCCAAUACUACAGAAUACUACCCAAUACUACUGCAGUUCUACUUCUACACAAUACUAUUGUAGUACUACACAAUGUUCCUUAUUCUACCAAAACAACCCGUUUUUUGCUUUCGUCAGUUUUGUGUGAAACUUGUAUCUGUUAGCUACACUGGAAAUUCAAUUGACCAUUUAGAAUUGACUCAAGCCAACUAAAUGUAGUGUAUCCAUUGCAGCCCCAACACAUUUCGGUCCAGGAUUAUUUUCCCUCAGCCCAGAGAAUUCCUUUCUAACAAGUGCUCUAUGUUUCAAUCCCAGAAUGCAAGGCUGGCCUGUGGGGUCCUAGCUGUCAACAUAGCUGUCCUCUGUGCUCUAACGGAGGGGUCUGUCAUGACGAGACAGGAGAAUGCAUCUGUCCACCUGGCUUCAAGGGACACACCUGUGAAACUGGUAAAAAGCCAAUGAAUGCUGACUAUAAAUGUCUUUGUAAAAAACACAUAAUCUAAUAUCCUGGUAGGCCUUCAUCUCAUAUCUAAUAUCCUGGUAGGCCUUCAUCUCAUAUCUAAUAGACUGGUAGGCCUUCAUCUCAUAUCUAAUAGACUGGUAGGCCUUCAUCUCAUAUCUAAUAGACUGGUAGGCCUACAUCUCAUAUCUAAUAGCCUGGUAGGCCUUCAUCUCAUAUCUAAUAGACUGGUAGGCCUUCAUCUCAUAUCUAAUAGACUGGUAGGCCUUCAUCUCAUAUCUAAUAUCCUGGUAGGCCUACAUCUCAUAUCUAAUAGCCUGGUAGGCCUUCAUCUCAUAUCUAAUAGCCUGGUAGGCCUACAUCUCAUAUCUAAUAUCCUGGUAGGCCUACAUCUCAUAUCUAAUAGACUGGUAGGCCUUCAUCUCAUAUCUAAUAGACUGGUAGGCCUUCAUCUCAUAUAUAAUAUCCUGGUAGGCCUACAUCUCAUAUCUAAUAGACUGGUAGAUGAAGGGGAGGAGACAUGUUAAAGAAGGAUUUUUAAGUCUUGAGACAAUAGAGACAUGGAUUGUGUGCCAUUCAGAGGAAGAAUGGGCAAGACAAAACAUUCAAGUGCCUUUGAACGGGGUAUGGUAGUAGUUGCCAGGUGCACCGGUUUGUGUCAAGAACUGCAACGCUGCUGGGUUUUACACACUCAACAGUUUCGAGUGUGUUUCAAGAACGGUCCACCACCCAAAAGACAUCCAGACAACUUGACUGUGGGAAGCAUUGGAGGCAACAUGGGCCAGCAUCCCUGUGGAACGCUUUCGACGCCUUGUAGAUUCCAUGCCCCGACAAAUUGAGGCUGUUCUGAGGGCAAAAGGGGGGGUGUUCUUAAUGUUUUGUACAUUCUUAUUUAACUUAUAUAAAUUAUAUAUAUAUUUAUCAUCAUAGGCUUUUCUUUUCAAUGUUAGAAUUGUUUAAUUGAAAACCUUUAUUGCCCCGAAGGGAAUCUGUUUUUAGAUUAUAGAAUUAUAGAAUGUAGUCGAGUUAUAGUGGAAUGUGUUUUAUUGUCUACUAAAUGUGUUCUGGCUGAUUAUACUGCUGGGGUUUAAUGCUGUAGUCUGCUACUAAAUGUGUUCUGGCUGAUUAUACUGCUGGGGUUUAAUGCUGUAGUCUGCUACUAAAUGUGUUCUGGCUGAUUAUACUGCUGGGGUUGAAUGCUGUAGUCUGCUACUAAAUGUGUUCUGGCUGAUUAUACUGCUGGGGUUUAAUGCUGUAGUCUGCUACUAAAUGUGUUCUGGCUGAUUAUACUGCUGGGGUUUAAUGCUGUAGUCUGCUACUAAAUGUGUUCUGGCUGAUUAUACUGUUCUGGGGUUUAAUGCUGUAGUCUGCUACUAAAUGUGUUCUGGCUGAUUAUACUGCUGGGGUUUAAUGCUGUAGUCUGCUACUAAAUGUGUUCUGGCUGAUUAUACUGCUGGGGUUUAAUGUUGUAGUCUGCUACUAAAUGUGUUCUGGCUGAUUAUACUGCUGGGGUUUAAUGCUGUAGUCUGCUACUAAAUGUGUUCUGGCUGAUUAUACUGCUGGGGUUUAAUGCUGUAGUCUGCUACUAAAUGUGUUCUGGCUGAUUAUACUGCUGGGGUUUAAUGCUGUAGUCUGCUACUAAAUGUGUUCUGGCUGAUUAUACUGCUGGGGUUUAAUGCUGUAGUCUGCUACUAAAUGUGUUCUGGCUGAUUAUACUGCUGGGGUUUAAUGCUGUAGUCUGCUACUAAAUGUGUUCUGGCUGAUUAUACUGCUGGGGUUUAAUGCUGUAGUCUGCUACUAAAUGUGUUCUGGCUGAUUAUACUGCUGGGGUUUAAUGCUGUAGUCUGCUACUAAAUGUGUUCUGGCUGAUUAUACUGCUGGGGUUUAAUGCUGUAGUCUGCUACUAAAUGUGUUCUGGCUGAUUAUACUGCUGGGGUUUAAUGCUGUAGUCUGCUACUAAAUGUGUUCUGGCUGAUUAUACUGCUGGGGUUUAAUGCUGUAGUCUGCUACUAAAUGUGUUCUGGCUGAUUAUACUGCUGGGGUUUAAUGCUGUAGUCUGCUACUAAAUGUGUUCUGGCUGAUUAUACUGCUGGGGUUUAAUGCUGUAGUCUGCUACUAAAUGUGUUCUGGCUGAUUAUACUGCUGGGGUUUAAUGCUGCAGUCUGCUAUCUGGCUCUUUGGAAUGUUUCCUAAUCACCAUGGAAUGUUGGUAGGGGACUUUAGAAUUCUGGAAUGCUCUGUAAUUGCACACUCAUUUGCUUUACUACGCUGUGUGGUGAGGGCAGUGUUUGGCGAGGGCAGUGUGUGGCGAGGGCAGUGUGCGGCGAGGGCAGUGUGUGGCGAGGGCAGUGUGCGGCGAGGGCAGUGUGUGGAGAGGGCAGUGUGUGGCGAGGGCAGUGUGUGGCGAGGGAAGUGUGUGGCGAGGGCAGUGUUUGGCGAGGGCAGUGUGUGGCGAGGGCAGUGUUUGGCGAGGGCAGUGUGUGUGGCGAGGGCAGUGUGUGGAGAGGGCAGUGUUUGGCGAGGGCAGUGUGUGGCGAGGGCAGUGUUUGGCGAGGGCAGUGUGUGUGGCGAGGGCAGUGUGUGGAGAGGGCAGUGUGUGGCGAGGGCAGUGUGUGGCGAGGGCAGUGUUUGGCGAGGGCAGUGUGUGGCGAGGGCAGUGUUUGGCGAGGGCAGUGUGUGUGGCGAGGGCAGUGUGUGGAGAGGGCAGUGUGUGGAGAGGGCAGUGUGUGGUGAGGGCAGUGUUUGGCGAGGGCAGUGUGGUGGGCGAGGGCAGUGUGUGUGGCGAGGGCAGUGUGUGGCGAGGGCAGUGUGGUGGAGAGGGCAGUGUGGGGAGAGGGCAGUGUGUGGCGAGGGCAGUGUGUGGCGAGGGCAGUGUGUGGCGAGGGCAGUGUGUGGAGAGGGCAGUGUGUGGAGAGGGCAGUGUGUGGAGAGGGCAGUGUGUGGAGAGGGGCAGUGUGUGGCGAGGGCAGUGUGUGGAGAGGGCAGUGUGUGGAGAGGGCAGUGUGUGGCGAGGGCAAUGUUUAGCGAGGGCAGUGUGUGUCGAGGGCAGUGUGUGGCGAGGGCAGUGUGUGGCGAGGGCAGUGUGUGUCGAGGGCAGUGUGUGGCGAGGGCAGUGUGUGUCGAGGGCAGUGUUUGGCGAGGGCAGUGUGUGGGCGAGGGCAGUGUUUAGCGAGGGCAGUGUGUGGCGAGGGCAGUGUGUGGCGAGGGCAGUGUGUGUGGCGAGGGCAGUGUGUGGCGAGGGCAGUGUGUGGAGAGGGCAGUGUGUGGAGAGGGCAGUGUGUGGCGAGGGCAGUGUGUGGCGAGGGCAGUGUGUGGCGAGGGCAGUGUGUGGAGAGGGCAGUGUGUGGAGAGGGCAGUGUUUGGCGAGGGCAGUGUGUGGCGAGGGCAGUGUGUGUGGCGAGGGCAGUGUGUGGAGAGGGCAGUGUGUGGAGAGGGCUUUGUGUGGCGAGGGCAGUGUGUGGCGAGGGCAGUGUUUAGCGAGGGCAGUGUGUGGCGAGGAAGUGUGUGGCGAGGGAAGUGUGUGUGGGCGAGGGCAGUGUGUGGCGAGGGCAGUGUGUGGCGAGGGCAGUGUGUGGCGAGGGCAGUGUUUGGCGAGGGCAGUGUGUGGAGAGGGCAGUGUGUGGCGAGGGCAGUGUGUGGCGAGGGCAGUGUGUGGCGAGGGCAGUGUGUGGAGAGGGCAGUGUGUGGCGAGGGCAGUGUGUGGAGAGGGCAGUGUGUGGAGAGGGCAGUGUGUGGCGAGGGCAGUGUGUGGCGAGGGCAGUGUGUGGAGAGGGAAGUGUGUGGAGAGGGCAGUGUGUGGCGAGGGCAGUGUGUGGCGAGGGCAGUGUUUGGCGAGGGCAGUGUUUGGCGAGGGCAGUGUGUGGCGAGGGCAGUGUGUGGCGAGGGCAGUGUGUGGCGAGGGCAGUGUGUGGAGAGGGCAGUGUGUGGCGAGGGCAGUGUGUGGAGAGGAAAGUGUUUGGAGAGGGCAGUGUGUGGCGAGGGCAGUGUGUGGAGAGGGCAGUGUGUGGAGAGGGCAGUGUGUGGAGAGGGCAGUGUGUGGAGAGGGCAGUGUGUGGAGAGGGCAGUGUGUGGAGAGGGCAGUGUGUGGAGAGGGCAGUGUGUGGCGAGGGAAGUGUUUGGCGAGGUCAGUGUGUGGAGAGGGCAGUGUGUGGCGAGGGCAGUGUGUGGCGAAGGCAGUGUGUGGUAAUCAAAUGUCUGCGUCCCAAAUGGAACCCUGUUCACUACUUUUGAUCAGUAUAUAUCACUAGAUUUGAUAUAGUGCACUACUUUCGACCAGGGCCCAUAGUAGUACAUGCAUUAUAUAGGGAAUAGGGUUCCGUUUUGGAAGCACCCAUGUUAGUCAAAGACCAAUGUUUUCCAGUGUGUGGCGAGGACAGUGUGUUGUAAUAAAAUACUGAUUUAUUUUCCAGUGUGUGGCGAGGGUAAGUUUGGGAGGACGUGUAAGGAGUGGUGUAGAGACGGAUACUGCAGGUCCAUGGUGUUCUGUCAGAGAGAUCCAUACGGCUGCUCCUGUGGUGCCGGCUGGAAAGGAUUCAACUGUAGUGAAGGUGAAGGGGGGAGGGGCUAUUCUCUGUACUGAUAUACACUGAUAUGUUCAUGAAGUUCUAUGAAAAUGGACAAUACAGUUAGCCUGGUGGUCCCAGAUCUGUUUUUGCUGAGUUGACAAGACAGUCGACAGAAUUAUUGUAUCGUAUUGCAUCAUAUCGUAUUGGAUCGCAUCGUAUUGUAUCAUAUUGUAUUGUAUCGUAUUGUAUAUUAUUGUAUCAUAUCAUAUGGUAUGGUAUUGAAUUGUAUUGUAUUGUAUUGUAUCGUAUCGUAUUGUAUUGUAUCAUAUGAUAUCGUAUUGUAUCAUAUUGUAUCGUAUUGUAUAUUAUUGUAUCAUAUCUUAUUGUAUUGUAUCAUAUUGUAUCAUAUUGUAUUGUAAUGUAUCGUAUUGUAUCGUAUCGUAUUGUAUCAUAUAGUCACUAGCCCAUUCAAGCUUAACAUCCUUGUCAUUUAUCGCCCUCCAGGUUCCCUUGGAGAGUUCAUCAAUGAGCUUGACGCCUUGAUAAGUUCCUUUCCUGAGGAUGGCUCACCCCUCACAGUUCUGGGUGACUUUAACCUCCCUACGUCUGCUUUUGACUCAUUUCUCUCUGCCUCCUUCUUUCCACUCCUUUCCUCUUUUGACCUCAUCCUCACACCGUCCCCCCCUACUCACAAGGCAGGCAAUACGCUUGACCUCAUCUUUACUAGAUGCUGUUCUUCUACUAAUCUCACUGCAACUCCCCUCCAUGUCUCUGACCACUACUUCGUAUCCUUUUCUCUAUCGCUCUCCUCCAACACUACUCACUCUGCCCCUACACAGAUGGUAAUGUGCCGUCGCAACCUUCGCUCUCUCUCUCCCGCUACUCUCUCCUCUUCCAUCCUAUCAUCUCUUCCCUCUGCUAAAUCCUUCUCCCUCCAAUCUCCUGAUUCUGCCUCCUCAACCCUCCUCUCCUCCCUCUCUGAAUCUUUUGACUCUCUAUGUCCCCUAUCCUCCCGGCCGGCUCGGUCCUCCCCUCCUGCUCCGUGGCUUGACGAUUCAUUGCGAGCUCACAGAACAGGGCUCCGGACAGCCGAGCGGAAAUGGAAGAAAACUAGACUCCCUGCGGACCUGGCAUCUUUUCACUCCCUCCUCUCUACAUUUUCUUCCUCUGUUUCCGCUGCUAAAGCCACUUUUUACCACUCUAAAUGUCAUGCCUCUGCCUCUAACCCUAGGAAGCUCUUUGCCACCUUCUCCUCCCUGCUGAAUCCUCCUCCUCCCCCUCCCUCCUCCCUCUCUGUGGAUGACUUCGUCAACCAUUUUGAAAAUAAGGUUGACGACAUCCGAUCCUCAUUUAUUAAGUCAAAUGACACCGCUGGUCCUGCUCACACUGCCCUACCCUAUGCUUUGACUUCUUUCUCCCCUCUCUCUCCAGAUGAAAUCUUGCGAAUUGUGACGGCCGGCCGCCCAACAACCUGCCCGCUUGACCCUAUCCCCUCCUCUCUUCUCCAGACCAUUUCCGGAGACCUUCUCCCUAACCUCACCUCGCUCAUCAAUUCAUCCUUGUCCGUUGGCUAUGUCCCUUCCAUCUUCAAGAAAGCGAGAGUUGCACCCCUCCUCAAAAAACCUACACUCGAUCCCUCCGAUGUCAACAACUACAGACCAGUAUCCCUUCUUUCUUUUCUCUCCAAAACUCUUGAGCGUGCCGUCUAUAGCCAACUCUCCUGCUAUCUCUCUCAGAAUGACCUUCUUGAUCCAAACCAGUCAGGUUUCAAGACUGGUCAUUCAACUGAGACUGCUCUUCUCUGUGUCACGGAGGCUCUCCGCACUGCAAAAGCUAACUCUCUCUCCUCUGCUCUCAUCCUUCUAGACCUGUCUGCUGCCUUUGAUACUGUGAACCAUCAGAUCCUCCUCUCCACCCUCUCCACCCUCUCCAAGUUGGGCAUCUCCGGCGCGGCUCACUCUUGGAUUGCGUCCUACCUGACAGGUCGCUCCUACCAGGUGGCGUGCUCUCACCACUGGUGUCCCCCAGGGCUCAGUUCUAGGCCCUCUCCUAUUCUCUAUAUACACCAAGUCACUUGGCUCUGUCAUAUCCUCACAUGGUCUCUCCUAUCAUUGCUACGCAGACGACACACAAUUCAUCUUCUCCUUUCCCCCUUCUGAUAACCAGGUGGCGAAUCGCAUCUCUGCAUGUCUGGCAGACAUAUCAGUGUGGAUGUCGGAUCACCACCUCAAGCUGAACCUCGGCAAGACUGAGCUGCUCUUCCUCCCGGGGAAGGACUGCCCGCUCCAUGAUCUUGCCAUCACAGUUGACAACUCCGUUGUGUCCUCCUCCCAGAGUGCAAUGAACCUUGGCGUGACCCUGGACAACACCCUGUCGUUCUCCGCUAACAUCAAAGCGGUGACCCGAUCCUGUAGGUUCAUGCUCUACAGCAUUCGCAGAGUACGACCCUACCUUACACAGGAAGCGGCACAGGUCCUAAUCCAGGCACUUGUCAUCUCCCGUCUGGAUUACUGCAACUCGCUGUUGGCUGGGCUCCCUGCCUGUGCCAUUAAACCCCUACAACUCAUCCAGAACGCUGCAGCCCGUCUGGUGUUCAACCUUCCCAAGUUCUCUCACGUCACCCCGCUCCUCCGCACACUCCACUGGCUUCCAGUUGAAGCUCGCAUCUGCUACAAGACCAUGGUGCUUGCCUACGGAGCUGUGAGGGGAACGGCACCUCCUUACCUUCAGGCUCUGAUCAGUCCCUACACCCAAACGAGGGCAUUGUGUUCUUCCACCUCUGGCCUGCUGGUCCCCCUACCUCUGAGGAAGCACAGUUCCCGCUCAGCCCAGUCAAAACUAUUCGCUGCUCUGGCACCCCAAUGGUGGAACAAGCACCCUCACGACACCAGGACAGCGGAGUCACUCACCACCUUCCGGAGACACUUGAAACCCUACCUCUGUAAGGAAUACCUGGGAUAGUAUAAAAGUAAUCCUUCUACCCCCCCCCCCCCCCCCCCCCUACCCCACCCCCACAAAAAAUAUAAAUAAUAAUAAUAACAAUAAUAAUAAUAAGAAAAAUAUAUAUAAUUAUAAUAAAAAAAUAUAUAUAUAAAAAAUACAAAAAUAAAAAUAUAUAUUUACAAAAUAUAUAUAAAAAAAAAUAGAUAUAUAUUUAUAGAAAACAAAUGAAAAUUAAAAAUAUACUCAAAAAUAAAAAAAUUGUACUGUAUUGUAUUGUAUUGUAUCGUAUUGUAUUGUAUUGUAUUGUAUUGUAUUGUAUUGUAUUGUAUUGUAUUGUAUUGUAUCGUAUUGUAUUGUAUCGUAUUGUAUCGUAUUGUAUUGUAUUGUAUCGUAUUGUAUCGUAUCGUAUCGUAUUGUAUUGUAUUGUAUCGUAUUGUGUCGUAUUGUAUUGUAUUGUAUCGUAUUGUAUUGUAUCGUAUUGUAUCGUAUUGUAUUGCAUCGUAUUGUAUUGUAUUGUAUCGUAUUGUAUUGUAUUGUAUCGUAUUGUAUCGUAUUGUAUUGUAUCGUAUUGUAUUGUAUUGUAUCGUAUUGUAUUGUAUUGUAUCGUAUUGUAUCGUAUUGUAUUGUAUCGUAUUGUAUUGUAUUGUAUUGUAUUGUAUUGUAUCGUAUUGUAUUGUAUCGUAUUGUAUCGUAUUGUAUUGAUUCCCAUUGUUACAGCCUCUCCUGCCAGUGAUAUAUGAGACAGGAUGCACACGGCCACAUUCAGAUAGAGUGGCAUCGUUUACGUCGUUACCUAGCAACGCACUACCACUCCAAUUAUAACAACUACUAGUCUUAGCACCUCGUCAUGGAUGAUUUUAAAGUCACUUUUGAUUUGUUUCAUCCACUAAGAUGGGAAAAUUCUCCAGAGUUUCUACGCCACCGCAAGGACUGCUAAAGGAGACCGAUAUGGAAUCAGCAGCUCCGCUGGACUGCGGGCCAGUCUAAACGGAGACCGAUAUGGAAUCAGCAGCUCCGCUGGACUGCGGGCCGGUCUAAACGGAGACCGAUAUGGAAUCAGCAGCUCCGCUGGACUGCGGGCCGGUCUAAACGGAGACCGAUAUGGAAUCAGCAGCUCCGCUGGACUGCGGGCCGGUCUAAACGGAGACCGAUAUGGAAUCAGCAGCUCCGCUGGACUGCGGGCCGGUCUAAACGGAGACCGAUAUGGAAUCAGCAGCUUCGCGGGUCUUAAAUGAGCCCACUGAGCCGGUCUUGGUGCCUGAUGAGAGAUAUUGAGUUCCUGAACUCAGACAAUGUGUUUGCUGGUAUCAUAAUACAGCUGAGAAGGGAGCGCAGGGACGGGAAAAACAUGAGGAGAUGGAGUAACAUCCUAACAGCUGGGUGCGACAACAGUUGUUCCUGAGAAACGGCACCCAGCUGCGCUUGGGACCCCGGGAUUGAAUGUAUCAUAAAUAAAUAGCUGUAGCUUUGUUUUGGUUCUGUCCAUUUGUAGCUUGUUUUUGGACACAGGUCCAGGAAUGGCUAAAGGAUUGCAAUAUUUACCUGGAACUAACCUUGCAGAUAGCAUUACUGGGUGAUCUGAAAAGUCAUAGUCAAUCAAUCAAUAAUAUAAUAAUACUUUUAGCAAAAAUGUUUAUUUUUAAUUCACAAUCUGUAGAAGCAAUGAGAAUAGAAAGGUUCAGAACUUUUGUAAAACAUCACAGUAUGGUUGAAAUAUAUAUGGCAAAUAGAAAUCCUAUAUGGAUGGUGUUAAGAGAUAGAUGGGAGGUAUUGAAUAGAGUUGAAGGAUGGGACUAAUAACAAAUAACAACAAAUAAUAACAAAGAUAGCUAAUAAUGUAAGCAUACUGUGUCCAUAAUAAGUAUAUAGGUUGUAUGUUGGGAGCUUUUGGGAAGGAGCACAGUUAGAAAGAUAUGGCAUUUAGAGGCAAACCGGAUGGACAUCAUGAAGAUGAUCGGAGAGGUUGAGAGUAGAAGAAGUUCAGGAGAAAAUAAAUAAAUAGAUGUGUAUAUGUAUAUGUAUGUAUAUAUGUGUAUAUAUAUGUAUAUAUAUAUAUAUAUAUAUAUAUGUAUAUGUGUGUGUAUGUGUAUGUAUAUAUAUAUAUAUAUAUAUAUAGAUAUAGAAUUAUUGUAAAAUUAACUCUGUCCAUAAGGUGUAGAUAGUGAGUAUGGACCGGAAGUAGAGGCCUGGGCGUUGUUGUUCACUAAUUUACUCCAAGUAGGGAAAGGAUGGUGGGGUUGAAAAGUAAUAAAGGGGAAUAUAUAUAUAUAAAAAAAAAAAAAAAUAUGGGGGAUUGGAAGUGAUGCAGACAAUUACAUUGAUAGAAUAUACAAUCUAUCUGCAAUAUUAAGCUGAUCCUUCCCCCCGAAAAAAAAAAAAAAAAAAAAAAAAAAAGAAUAAAAUAAAAAAAAAUAGCUGUCGAUGCUGUGACCAUCUGGCAAAAUGUGUCAUUGUGGUUUCUGAUCUGCUGUAUCAAUGUCUUUGCUACAAUGUUUCAGCACAAUGUCAUGUUUUCCAUCUGUCAUUCAAUGUUCCUAUGCAUAGACGUGCGCUGUGUUCAGAACCAUGGACCAGCGUCUCUAGAAACCAAGGUUCUGGAACUAUCAACCAUCGCUUGUGUAGUUUUGCUUCACAUGGCAGUCAAUGUGACUAGACGUAACGACCAGAGAGCACCUAACAUGUCACCAGUGUUAGUGAAUGUAGCAUCACGUUUUGUUUGAAAAACUGAUGGUUUGGGAAAGAAUAUAGCUUUUUAAUGCUGGUAACCCGUUGUAUGAAAGCAAUAAUACACUGGAGUCCAUGUGUCAUGACAUUUGUAUCAUGGCUGUGGUGGUCUGCUUGGCUUCACCUCGUGGCCAUGACCAAGUCACAGCCAUGUAACACAUGCCAUAACACAUGGCCUCUCAUGUAUUAUUGCUUAAGUAUCGUAUCGUAUAGUAUUUUAUCCUAUUGUAUCAUAUUGUAAAGUAUCGUAUUGUAUCGUAUUGUAUUGUAUCGUAUCGUAUUGUAUUGUAUUGUAUCGUAUUGUAUUGUAUUGUAUCGUAUUGUAUCGUAUUGUAUUGUAUCGUAUUGUAUUGUAUUGUAUUGUAUUGUAUCGUAUUGUAUUGUAUCGUAUUGUAUCGUAUUGUAUUGAUUCCCAUUGUUACAGCCUCUCCUGCCAGUGAUAUAUGAGACAGGAUGCACACGGCCACGUUCAGAUAGAGUGGCAUCGUUUACGUCGUUACCUAGCAACGCACUACCACUCCAAUUAUAACAACUACUAGUCUUAGCACCUCGUCAUGGAUGAUUUUAAAGUCACUUUUGAUUUGUUUCAUCCACUAAGAUGGGAAAAUUCUCCAGAGUUUCUACGCCACCGCAAGGACUGCUAAAGGAGACCGAUAUGGAAUCAGCAGCUCCGCUGGACUGCGGGCCAGUCUAAACGGAGACCGAUAUGGAAUCAGCAGCUCCGCUGGACUGCGGGCCAGUCUAAACGGAGACCGAUAUGGAAUCAGCAGCUUCGCUGGACUGCGGGCCGGUCUAAACAGAGACCGAUAUGGAAUCAGCAGCUUCGCUGGACUGCGGGCCGGUCUAAACGGAGACCGAUAUGGAAUCAGCAGCUUCGCUGGACUGCGGGCCGGUCUAAACGGAGACCGAUAUGGAAUCAGCAGCUUAGCUGGACUGCGGGCCGGUCUAAACGGAGACCGAUAUGGAAUCAGCAGCUCCGCUGGACUGCGGGCCGGUCUAAACGGAGACCGAUAUGGAAUCAGCAGCUCCGCUGGACUGCGGGCGGGUCUAAACGGAGACCGAUAUGGAAUCAGCAGCUCCGCUGGACUGCGGGCCGGUCUAAACGGAGACCGAUAUGGAAUCAGCAGCUCCGCUGGACUGCGGGCCGGUCUAAACGGAGACCGAUAUGGAAUCAGCAGCUCCGCUGGACUGCGGGCCGGUCUAAACGGAGACCGAUAUGGAAUCAGCAGCUCCGCUGGACUGCGGGCCGGUCUAAACGGAGACCGAUAUGGAAUCAGCAGCUUCGCGGGUCUAAACCGCCACUUAAAUGAGCCCACUGAGCCGGUCUUGGUGCCUGAUGAGAGAUAUUGAGUUCCUGAACUCAGACAAUGUGUUUGCUGAUAUCAUAAUACAGCUGAGAAGGGAGCGCAGGGACGGGAAAAACAUGAGGAGAUGGAGUAACAUCCUAACAGCUGGGUGCGACAACAGUUGUUCCUGAGAAACGGCACCCAGCUGCGCUUGGGACCCCGGGAUUGAAUGUAUCAUAAAUAAAUAGCUGUCGAUGCUGUGACCAUCUGGCAAAAUGUGUCAUUGUGGUUUCUGAUCUGCUGUAUCAAUGUCUUUGCUACAAUGUUUCAGCUCAAUGUCAUGUUUUCCAUCUGUCAUUCAAUGUUCCUAUGCAUAGACGUGCGCUGUGUUCAGAACCAUGGACCAGCGUCUCUAGAAACCAAGGUUCUGGAACCAUCAACCAUCGCUUGUGUAGUUUUGCUUUACAUGGCAGUCAAUGUGACUAGACCUAAUGACCAGAGAGCACCUAACAUGUCACCAGUGUUAGUGAAUGUAGCAUCACGUUUUGUUUGAAAAACUGAUGGUUUGGGAAAGAAUAUAGCUUUUUAAUGCUGGUAACCCGUUGUAUAAAAGCAAUAAUACACUGGAGUCCAUGUGUUAUGGCAUUUGUAUCAUGGCUGUGGUGGUCUGCUUGGCUUCACCUCGUUGCCAUGACCAAGUCACAGCCAUGUAACACAUGCCAUAACACAUGGCCUCUCAUGGAUUAUUGCUUAAGUAUCGUAUCGUAUUGUAUCCUAUCGUAUCGUAUUGUAUCCUAUUGUAUUGUAUUGUAUCCUAUUGUAUUGUAUCCUAUUGUAUUGUAUCCUAUUGUAUUGUAUCCUAUUGUAUUGUAUCCUAUUGUAUUGUAUCCUAUUGUAUUGUAUCCUAUUGUAUUGUAUCCUAUUGUAUUGUAUCCUAUUGUAUUGUAUCCUAUUGUAUUGUAUCCUAUUGUAUUGUAUCCUAUUGUAUUGUAUCCUAUUGUAUUGUAUCCUAUUGUAUUGUAUGCUAUUGUAUUUUAUCCUAUUGUAUUGUAUCCUAUUGUAUUGUAUCCUAUUGUAUUGUAUGCUAUUGUAUUUUAUCAUAUUGUAUUGUAUCCUAUUGUAUUUUAUCCUAUUGUAUUGUAUCCUAUUGUAUUUUAUCCUAUUGUAUCAUAAUGUAAAGUAUCGUAUUGUAUCCUAUUGUAUUGUAUCCUAUUGUAUUGUAUUGUAUCCUAUUGUAUUGAAUCCUAUUGUAUCCUAUUGUAUUGUAUCCUAUUGUAAACAGAUUCCCUUCGGGGCAAUAAAGGUUUUCAAUCAAUCAAUUCUAAUUGUAUCAUAUUGUAUCGUAUUGUAUUGUAUCGUAUUGUAUUGUAUUGUAUUGUAUCGUAUCAUAUUGUACUGUAUGGCAUCUGAUUGGUCAAUGGCUGGACCAUCAGUUAAAGUUGUAUUGUCUUCUCCCUGUGUCUCCAGCGUGUCCUCCAGGGUUCUAUGGAGCUGGCUGCAAACUGAAGUGUGAGUGUGGGGACAAGGGAAAGUGUGACCGCUUCCGUGGCUGUGUGUGUGAGGGACGACACGGUGCUCACUGUGAAAGAGAAGGUAAAAGGUUUUAAAACAUUGUAACUUUAGCUCUAUAAACUCUCCCACUAUCCUUAAAGGUGAUUGAUUUGAUUGAUGGAUUGAAUGAAUGAAUGAAUGAAUGAAUGAAUGAUUGAUUGUUGUUGUUGUUGCUGAUGAUGAUGACGAUGAUGAUCUUGUUGAUGAUGAUGUUGCCUAUAGACAGGGCGCCUGUUGUGGUCAGUAACCUGAUCGAUACAGAGUUGAACGCUGGGAUUCACCACCUCGUCAACUGUAGCGCCACGGGCCAACCAGCACCAUUACAUGGAGAGAUCAUCCUACUCAAACCAGACAAAACCAGAAUAUAUGUAAGUGGUAGCCUGGUCCCAGAUCUGUUUGUGCUGUCUUGCCAACUCCUACGGUCAUUGUCACACCCAGGCUAUGUAAGUGGAACACAAAUUAUUUAAUUUUUUUGUAUAGAUGUGUAUCCUUAAGUAGAUGGAAGUUAAUUUGAUGAUGAGCAUACACACUCACAAUCACCAUUAUUAGCAAUCACUGCAUUAGCCAUUUCUUCUAAUCAAAUGCUUGAUUUAUAUUUUCCUAGGCUUUUGACACUGAUACGGUGGAUGACCAGACCACGUCUACGUUCAGGGUGGAUAAGAUCACUGAGCGAGAUGCUGGUCGUUGGAUCUGCCAGGUGAAAACUACAGCAGGGCAGGCAGAGAGAGAGUUCAUGGUCAUCGUCCAAGGUAAGAGUCAAAAUCACUGAAAUUUAGUCCCGUUUCCCAGACCCAGAUUAUACCUAGUCUUAGACUAAAGUACUUUCAAUGGAUAAUCUCCAUUGAGAAUGAUUGAUCUGGGUCUGGGAAACCAGCGCUGGUUAGUACCUUCUCCAUAGCUAUUCUGUGGAUGUGGAUCAGUUGCUUUCUCUCUUCAGUCCCUCCAAAGCCCCAGAACCCUCCCGUGUUGAACGGUAGUGGUCCGCAUCACCUGGUUGUGUUGGUCAAUAAGGAGCCGUACACAGGAGACGGACCGGUGACCUCUGUCAAGGUCAUCUACAAGCAGGUCAAUACCUCUGUAUGGAAGACCGUUGAAGGUACUGUCCACCCACAGACAUGAACUCUUACCUGCACUGUCCACCCACAGACAUGAACUCUUACCUGCACUGUCCACCCACAGACAUUAACUCUUACCUGCACUGUCCACCCACAGACAUGAACUCUUACCUGCACUGUACACUCUUACCUGCUCGAUGAAAGAACCAUCCAAUGCAUAAGUCAUCUGAAAUAUUUCUACUAGAAUUGGAAAACAGCAUACAUUUCGUUUUUUCCACAUUAAGUACCAAUUGUUAUUAUAAAAAUAAAUAAUUGUUGUUGACAUUUUUACCCUACUUUUUCUCACCAACUUCGUGAUUACGAUCUUGUCUCAUCGCUGCAAGUCCCCAACGGGCUCGGGAGAGGGAAGGUCGAGUCAUGCGUCCUCCGAAACAUGACCCGCCAAGCCGAGCUUCUUAACACCCGCUCGUUUAACCCGGAAGCCAGCCGCACCAAUGUGUCGGAGGAAACACCGUUCAACUGUCGAACGAAGUCAGCCUGCAGGCGCCCGGCCCGCCACAAGGAGUCGCUAGAGCGUGAUGAGCCAAGUAAAGCCCCACCCGGCCAAACCCUCCCUAACCCGGACGACGCUGGGCCAAUUGUGCGCCGCCCUAUGGGACUCCCAGUCACGGCCGGUUGUGGCACAGCCUGGGAUCGAACCUCAGGCUGUAGUGACGCCACAACACUGCGAUGCAGUGCCUUAGAACGCUGCGCCAUUCAGGAGGCCUCAGAGUAGCCUUUUUGAUCAUAAUGAAUACGAUUAUAUGGGCAGGGGGGACCUGAAGCACUCCAACUUUAAAGCACCCCUCUUGAAUAUGGUCCCUGGUCUCAAAGGGAGUAUAAUGAUGUGCUAAAUGAUAUCACAUUCCUGUGAGCUUCAGUAAAUGUUUCCUGAAACUUCAUCCCACUAGUUGUUAUCAUGACUGUACUGAACAAUUAGAAUGAUAUCAUCUCCCUGAGGGAUGUUAUUGUGUGUUGGAAACUAACAUACUGCUUCCAGAAGGUCCUCUUCCACUUAUGUGUUCUUCCAAGUAUUACUUUCUUUGUACGUGUAGAAACCUUUGUCAACAUCAUCAUAUGGAGUCAUUGAUGCACGUGAGUGAUGAGCCCCCUCCCUCCCUCCCUCCCCCCCCUCCCUCCAACCCUCCAUCUCUCCCUCCCUCCCUCCCUCCCUCCCUCCCUCCCUCCCUCCCUCCCUCCCUCCCUCCCUCCCUCCCUCCCUGCCUCCCUCCCUCCCUCCAUCUCCCUCUCAGUGGUUGGCCUGGUGGUGAAGCUAGAGAACCUGUCUCCUAUGACCCAGUACACCACCUUUGUCCAGCUGAGUCGCCAUGGCGCAGGAGGGGCGGGGUUUCCCGGGCCAGAGGCCAGCUUCUCCACACAGAUGCUUGGUGAGAACUAUAGAAGAACCAGAAGAACUAUAGAAUUAGAAUGGAUUGGUAAAAAACAUAUCAUUAAAAUGAACUAACACUGUAGUUCUGUGGUAAGUACCACCCUAGUAACCACCCUAGUAACCACCCUAGUAACCACCCUAGUAACCCACCUCAGUAACCCACCUCAGUAACCCAGAUGCUGGGUAAGAACCAUCCCAUUCUCUUUAAAAUCCAACCUCAGGUAAGGGAAUUUCCUCUGAUCUGGACAUUACUAAUGACACAUGGAGGCCUUACAGAAACCUGAUUUACUGCUAGCCUCUGAGUUACAGUGCAUUUGGAAAGUAUUCAGACCCCUUGACUUUUUCCAGAUUUUGUUACGUUUACAGCCUUAUUCUAAAAUGGAUUAAAUAAAACUAUUUCCUCAUCAAUCUACACACAAUACCCCAUAAUGACAAAAGGUUUGUAGAAUUUUUUUCAAAUGUAUUAAAAAUAAAAAACAGAAAUGCCUAAUUCACAUAACUAUUCAGACACUUUGCUAUGAGACUCGAAAAUUGAGCUCAGGUGCGUCCUGUUUCCAUUGAUGAUCCUUGAGAUGUUUCUACAACUUGAUUGGAGUACACCUGUGGUAAAUUAAAUUGAUUGGACAUGAUUUGGAAAGGAACACACCUCUCUAUACAAGGUUCCAAAGUUGACAGUACAUGUCAGAGCAAAAACCAAGCCAUGAGGUCAAAGGAAUUGUCCGUGGAGCUCCGAGACAGGAUUGUGUCGAGGCACAGAUCUGGGAAGGGUACCAAAACAUUUCUGCAGCAUUGAACGUCCCCAAGAACACAGUGGCCUCCAUCUGUUUGGAACCACCAAGACUCUUCCUAGAGCUGGCCGCCCGGACAAACUGAGCAAUCGGGGGAGAAGGGCCUUGGUCAGGGAGGUGACCAAGAACCCGAUGGUCACUCAGACAGAGCUCCGGAGUUCCUCUGUGGAGAUGGGAGAACCUUCCAGAAGGACAACCAUCUCUGCAGCACUCCACCAAUCAGGCCUUUAUGGUAGAGUGGCCAGACGGAAGCCACUCCUCAGUAAAAGGCACAUGACAGCCCGCUUGGAGUUUGCCAAGAGGCACCUAAAGGACUCUCAGACCAUGAGAAACAAGAUUCUCUGGUCUGAUGAAACCAAGAUUGAACUCUUUGGCCUGAAUGCCAAGUGUCACGUCUGGAGGAGACCUGGAACCAUCCCUACGGUGAUGCAUGGUGGUGGCAGCAUCAUGCUGUGGGGAUGUUUUUCAGCGGCAGGGACUGGGAGACUAGUCAGGAUAGAGGGAAAGAUGAACGGAGCAAAGUACAGAGAGAUCCUUGAUGAAAACCUGCUCCAGAGCGCUCAGGACCUCAGACUGGGGUGAAGGUUCACCUUCCAACAGGACAACGACCCUAAGCACGCAGCCAAGACAACGCAGGAGUGGCUUCGGGACAAGUCUCUGAAUGUCCUUGAGUGGCCCAGCCAGAGCCCGGACUUGAACCCGAUCGAACAUCUCUGGAGAGACCUGAAAAUAGCUGUGCAGCGACGCUCCCCAUCCAACCUGACAGAGCUUGAGAGGAUCUGCAGAGAAGAAUGUGAGAAACUCCCCAAAUACAGGUGUGCCAAGCUUGUAGCGUCAUACCCAAGAAGAUUUGAGGCUGUAAUCGCUGCCAAAGGCGCUUCAACAAAGUAUUCAGUAAAGGGUCUGAAUACUUAUGUAAAUGUGAUUUCUGUUUUAAUUUUUUUAUACAUUUGCAAAAAAUAAAAUCUGUUUUUGCUUUGUCAUUAUGGGGUAUUGUGUGUAGAUUUAAGAAGAAAAACAUAUUUUUAAUCCCUUUUAGAAUAAGGCUGUAACGUAACAAAAUGUGGAAAAAGUCAAGGGGUCUGAAUACUUUCCGAAUAGCUAACCCCAGACAAGAAUAGGCCCAAGGCAUUUCACUACUAAAUCAGCUGACCUAUGGCAGGAUCCCAGUCUCUCCCUGACCUCAAUACUCUUUCUCUCCUUCUCCCUUACUCCCUCUCUCCCCUAACCCUCCCGCUCAUCCAGAUCACCCACUCCCCUCUGGGGUGAGGCUUGUCCCUGUAUCCCAGACAUCCCUGGGCCUGUCCUGGGACCGUGUCGUUGGGCCUGGGUCUCCCAAGGAAGACUGGACCUUCCAGGUAAGCGGCCCUCUGUGUCUGAGUUGUUUAGAGCAUAGCUCUAGAAACACCAGGGUUGUGGGAUCUAUUCCUGGCUAGGGUCACAUACAACAACAAUUCUGUCACUCAUUGUGUACUGUAAGUUCCUUUGGGAAAAAGUAGUACUAACUUACUAAGUAGCUUUGUCCGAUCCAGAACGGCCCAUAGGGCAGGAGACUAUCUCCUGUUUCUGCAGAGUGAUCCAGAACGGCCCAUAGGGCAGGAGUCUAUCUCCUGUUUCUGUAGAGUGAUCCAGAACGGCCCAUAGGGCAGGAGUUGAUCUCCUGUUUCUGUAGAGUGAUCCAGAACGGCCCAUAGGGCAGGAGUCUAUCUCCUGUUUCUGUAGAGUGAUCCAGAACGGCCCAUAGGGCAGGAGUCUAUCUCCUGUUUCUGUAGCGUGAUCCAGAACGGCCCAUAGGGCAGGAGUCUAUCUCCUGUUUCUGUAGAGUGAUCCAGAACGGCCCAUAGGGCAGGAGUUGAUCUCCUGUUUCUGUAGAGUGAUCCAGAACGGCCCAUAGGGCAGGAGUCUAUCUCCUGUUUCUGUAGAGUGAUCCAGAACGGCCCAUAGGGCAGGAGACUAUCUCCUGUUUCUGUAGAGUGAUCCAGAACGGCCCAUAGGGCAGGAGUCUAUCUCCUGUUUCUGUAGAGUGAUCCAGAAUGGCCCAUAGGGCAGGAGUCUAUCUCCUGUUUCUGUAGAGUGAUCCAGAACGGCCCAUAGGGCAGGAGUCUAUCUCCUGUUUCUGUAGCGUGAAGCAGAUUGAUGUACUAGUACAAAUAUGAUUUAUUAUUACCUUCUCAGGUGGAGUGUGUUCAGAGAUCUGACCCUGGGAACGUGAAGAUCUACCAGCUCCCUUCCAACUUGACGGGCAUCCAGGUGACAGGUGAGGAGGACUGAACAGAUAUACUGUACGCUAAUAUUGUCAUGAAUUUACUGUACUGAUUUAGUGUACGCCGGGUUCCCCCAUGUCUUCCGAGCAAAAAAUUAUAAUAAAUACAUUUAUUUUUUAUUUUAUAUAGUUGGACAUAAGACUGUAAAAACACAAGGAAAUCAGCUCCAAUUAUUUUAAUUUAAGAAAUCUGUUCCCAAGUUUUCCCACGUAUAGUAGAGACGUGAUCGUAUACAAAUGUAAGCAAGGUUUGAAAUUAUUAUGUUUUUGUCAAAGAUUAUAUCUGUUUGGGCUUCUUGCGGUCAAUUUGCAGUCUACAAAUUAUUUGUAAUUAUGUUCCAGCCCCCAGACCAUCUGCUCAACAACAAAUCGGCCCGCGGCUGAAUCUAGUUGAUGAUCCCUGGAGUACGCUAAUAUUGUCAUGAAUGUACUGCACUGACAUAGUGUACACUAAUAUUAUCAUGAAUUUCCAUGGAAAUCAAAGUAUUGUAUUGUGUUGUAUUGUAUCGCAUUGUAUCUGGUUGGUCACUGGCUAAUCUCGGUAAACCCAGAACAAAAAUCUCAUGUAAUUUGGUCAGAUUUAAGUAGUUUAACCACAAGACAUUACUCACCGGCUGGAGUACAAUUUAGAAUAAUGGUGAUUGCCUAGCUUAUUGCUGGACUGUACAGUGAUUUGGUAGGCAUCAUGUUUUUAGGACAGUAAUGUAAUGGGUUUGUUGUUUUCUGCCAGAGCUGAAGCCCAGACACAAGUAUGAGUGCAGGGUGAGGAUGAUGACGGUGUCGGUGGGACAGCACAGCCAACCUGUCUCUGCAUGGACACUAAGCAACGGUAAGACCUGGGAGGGCAGUAGCUGGGGAACACUUAACUCUGUUCUCUUACACUGUAUAUACAGCAGUAUGUGGACACCCCUUCAAAUUAGUGGAUUCUAUUUCAGCCACACACGUUGCUGACAGGUGUAUAAAAUCGAGCGCACAGUCAUGCAAUCUCCAUAGACAAACAUUGGCAGUAGAAGGGCCUUAUUGAAGAGCUCAGUGACUUCCAACGUGGCACCGUCAUAGGAUGCCACCUUUCCAACAAGUCAGUUCGUCAAAUGUCUGCCCUGCUAGAGCUGCCCCGGUCAACUGUAAGUGCUGUUAUUGUGAAGUGGAAACGUCUAGGAGCAACAACGGCUCAGCCACGAAGUGGUAGGCCACACAAGCUCACAGAACGGGACCGCUGAGUGCUGAAGCAACGUCAGCAAAAGAACUGUUCGUCGGGAGCUUCAUGAAAUGGGUUUCCAUGGCCGAGCAGCCGCACACAAGCCUAAGAUCACCAUACGCAAUGCCAAGCGUCAGCUGGAGUGGUGUAAAGCUCGCCGCCAUUGGACUCUGGAGCAGUGGAAACGCGUUCUCUGGACUGAUGAAUCACGCUUCACCAUCUGGAAGUCCAAUGGACGAAUCUGGGUUUGGCGGAUACCAGGAGAACGCUACCUGCCCGAAUGCAUAGUGCCAACUGUAAAGUUUGGUGGAGGAGGACUAAUGGUCUGGGGCUGUUUUUUAUCGUUUGGGCUAGGCCCCUUAGUUCCAGUGAAGGGAAAUCUUAACACUACAGCAUACAAUGACAAGUUCCCGCAGCAAUGUUCAAACAUCUAGUGGAAAGCCUUCCCAGAAGAGUGGAGGCUGUUUUAGCAGCAAAGGGGGGACCAACUCCAUAUUAAUGGCCAUGAUGUUCGACGAGCAGGUGUCCACGUACUUUUGGUAAUGUAGUGUAUAUCGAGGUGGAGUUGAGUUUUUAUAACUGGUCUCACGAUUUGCAAGCAACAACAUUGAGUUACCAUCAGUCGAUAUUUGUAAAAAUUCUGAAAACGCUUACCAGUACCUGUGUUUGUGCUGUACAACAGCGCUCCUUCUGCGCGGUGCUGAAAUGUAUACUUUUAAUAUAAACCUUUAUUGAAAACAACCACCGACUUUUUCCUCAUUUGUGUUGCUCGUACUAGGUACUACGUAAACUGAGAUUCAAUUGGCACAUGCACAUUAUGCGAUGAGUUGAGCAACACAAAUGAGGAAAAAGUCGCUGGUUGUAUAGAUAUAAUCUCUGGUGUCUAUACUAUACUAUAUCCUCUCUGCGAUGAGUUGAGCUUACUAUACACUUAAAUAGGAAAUAUAAGUCUAUAUCCCUCUGGUGUCUAGAUAUCUCUGGUGUCUUCUAACUAUACUAUAUCCUCUCUGGUGCUUAACUAUACUCUCUGGUGUCUUACUAUACUAACCUCUGGUGAUCCUCAAACUGGAACCGCUUGGUGCUAACAACUAUCCUCAUAAACUGGUUCUUACUUAAUAUUUCCUCUUGGUUUCAUGGCUAAGCAAUUCCGCACACAACCUAAAUUCACCUCGGCAUGCCAAGCGUCUCUGGAUGUGUAAACUUCUACCCUCGUUGGACUCUACAUUGAAACGCGUUCUGGGGGAACUGAUGAAUCUCCGGUUCAACAUAUCCUCUUGGGUCUAUACUAUGACUAAUCCUGGUUUGGCUGAUACCAUGAUACCUCUCGGUGUCCGAAUCCUUCUGGCAACUAUAAGUUUUGGUGGGGGACUAUACUCCUCUUGGGGUCUUUUUUAUCCUUUGGGCUAGCUAUUUCCUGGUAGUGAAACCCUUAAUCCUCUCGGUAGCAUACUAUACUCGGGUGUCCCCAGCAAUGGUUCAACAUCUAUAAUCCUUCUGGUCUAAAAUACUGUUCUCUCAAGGUGUCCAUACUAUAUAUGCGCCUCCUGUUCUACGAUCAGUUCCACUCUUUGGUUAUGUAGUGUAUAUCGAUCGGGGUUUGGUUUUAUACUAUAUCUCGGGUCUCUAACGAUAUAAUCACCAUUGGUUCCAUAGUACAUACUUUAAAAAUUCUGGAAACUUACCAUACCUGCUUUUUGUCUAUACAUACAUAUCCUCUCUGGUGUGCUAUAAAUGUAUCCUCUUUUAUAAACCCUUUAUUGUAACAACCACCACUCUUUGUCUACUAUUUUUUGUGUCUACUAGUACUACUUAAACUUGGUUCAAUUCACAUCACUUGGUGUCUAUACUACCCAACCACAAUUGGGAAAAUCCCUCUGGUUGUAUAUAUAUUAAUCCUUUUGGUGUCUAUACUAUACUAUAUCCUCUCUGGUGUCUUACUAUACUGUGAUCCUCUCUGGUGUCUAUACUAUACUAUAUCCUCUCUGGUGACUAUACAUAUAUAUCCUCUCUGGUGUCUAUACUAUACUAUAUCCUCUCUGGUGUCUACAUACUAUAUCCUCUCUGGUGUCUAUACUAUAGUCUCUGGUGUCUAUACUAUUACUAUCUGGUGUCUAUACUAUACAUAUCCUCUCUGGUGUCUAUACUAUCCUAUGCCUCUCUAGUGUCUAUACUAUACUAUAUCCUCUCUGGUGUCUUACUAUACUAUCCUCUCUGGUGUCUAUACUAUACUAUAUCGCUCUCUCUGGUGUCUAUACUAUACUAUAUCCUCUCUGGUGUCUAUACUAUACUAUUCCUCUCUGUGUCUAUUAACUAUAUCCUCUCUGGUGUCUAUACUAUACAAAUCCUCUCUGGUGUCUAUACUAUACUAAAAUCCUCUCUGGUGUCUAUACUAUACUAUAUCCUCUCUGGUGUCUAUACUUAAUUUUCCUCUCUGGUGUCUAUACUAAUAUCCUCUCUGGUGUCUAUACUAUCCUAUAUCCUCUCUGGUGUCUAUACUAUAUCCUCUCUGGUGUCUAUACUAUACUAUCUCCUCUCUGGUGUCUAUACUAUCCUCUCUGGUGUCUAUACUAUACUAUAUCCUCUCUGGUGUCUAUACUAUAUCCUCUCUGGUGUCUAUAUUAUCCUAUAUCCUCUCUGGUGUCUAUACUAUAUCCUCUCUGGUGUCUAUACUAUCCUCUCUGGUGUCUAUACUAUACUAUAUCCUCUCUGGUGUCUAUACUAUAAUCCUCUCUGGUUGCUAUACUAUCUAUCUCCUCUCUGGUGUCUAUAUUUAUAUCCUCUCUGGUGUCUAUACUAUAUCCUCUCUGGUGUCUAUACUAUCCUCUCUGGUGUCUAUACUAUACUAUAUCCUCUCUGGUGUCUAUACUAUACUAUCUCCUCUCUGGUGUCUAUACUAUACUAUCUCCUCUCUGGUGUCUAUACUAUACUAUCUCCUCUCUGGUGUCUAUACUAUACUAUAUCCUCUCUGGUGUCUAUACUAUACUAUAUCCUCUCUGGUGUCUAUACUAUACUAUAUCCUCUCUGGUGUCUAUACUAUACUAUCUCCUCUCUGGUGUCUAGAACUAUACUAUAUCCUCUCUGGUGUCCUAUUACGAUACUAUAUUCCGCGCUGGUGUCCUAUACUAUACUAAUCUCCCUCUGUUGUCUAUACUAGAGUACUAUAUCCUCUCUGGUGUCUAUACUAUACCUUCCUCUCUGGUGUCUAUACUAUACUAUAUCCUCUCUGGUGUCGAUACUAUACUAUAUCCUUCUUGGUGGUCCUAUACUACUACUAUAUAUCCUCUCUGGUGUCUAUACGAUACGAUCUCCAGUACUCUGGUGUCUUAACUAACCUCUCUGGUGUCUAUACUAGACUCUAUCCCUCUCUGGGGUCUAUACUAUACUAUCUCCUCUCUGGUGUCUAUAACUAUACUAAAUCCGCCUCUGGUGUCUAUACUAUCCUAUAUCUCUCUGGUGUCGAUACUAUAUCCUCUCUGGUGUCCUAUACUAUACUCUAUCCCUCUCUGGUGUCUAUACUAUACUAUAUUCCGUCAUCUGGUGUCUAUACUAUACUCUCUGGUGUCUAUACUAUACUAUACUCGCUGGUGUCUAUACUAUACUAUAUCUUCUCUGGUGACUAUACUAUAUCCUCUCUGGUGUCUAUACUAUACUAUAUCCUCUCUGGUGUCUAUCCUAUAUCCUCUCUGGUGUCUAUACUAUAGUCUCUGGUGUGUAUACUAUACUAUAUCCUGUCUGGUGUCUAUACUAUACUAUAUCCUCUCUGGUGUCUAUACUAUCCUAUGUCCUCUCUGGUGUCUAUACUAUACUAUAUCCUCUCUGGUGUCUAUACUAUACUAUAUCCUCUCUGGUGUCUAUACUAUACUCUCUGGUGUCUAUACUAUACUAUAUCCUCUCUGGUGUCUAUACUAUACUAUAUCCUCUCUGGUGUCUAUACUAUACUAUAUCCUCUCUGGUGUCUAUACUAUAUCCUCUCUGGGUUCUAUACUAUACUAUAUCCUCUCGGAUGUCUAUACUAUAGUAUCCCAUGCUAUCCUGUCUCUUCUACCAGAGUUGCCCCCGGCCCCGUCCAACAUCAGGAGCUGUAACAUCACCGACUCCUCUGCCAUCAUUACCUGGUCUCUGGUCGAGGGACAUUCCAUCUCCAAGGUCAUUGAUUGAUUUAUUGAUUGAAUGUAUAAUUAAACUACAUAUAAAGCCGCUCCAGUCAGAAACACUAUUCCACACUUUUAAAACAGCUAUCAAGGAUUUAGUCUAAAGGCUUUUUUUCUAUUAAAUAAAAUAAAAAAAUACAGUUAUUUAUCCUUGAGGAGCAUUACUUAUUUCCAUUGUGAUUCUCAGGUGAUGCUGCGUUUCCAAGACAACACACUGGCUGACUACAGCCAGCUGGCAGAGAUCAACGUUCCGCAGCAGGGGGAGGGGCCAGAGCAGCAGACAGCCAAUCAGAUGCAGUUCCAGCUGCGUGGUCUGAAACCUGACACUCCGUACCUGGUGGAGAUCUGGUCCAAGAACAACAUGGGGGAGAGUCUAGAGAUACCUCAGAUCCUCCUCCGGACCAUGACGCUGCAGGAGAGCUCUCGUAAGUUAGUUACCCACAAUACCUUACACCUGUAAAUUAGUUACCCACAGUCAGGGCCUAAAAUUAUGGUACAGCAUGCAGGUACAUUUUGGCAUUGGUGGGUAAGAUGCCUAUUUCACCAGCCACGUUGGCGGGUGGUCGGGGCUCCACAGUGAGAGCAUUUCACUCACAUUUGAUCAAGUAUGAUCACAUUUAUAGUAAAAUAAAUGCUGCAGUAGCUGUUUUCAAAGUAUUUCCACCUCGCGCUGCAACACUGCCUGGCUGAGGGCUGUGCACACGUGAAGAGCGGAGUGAAAGAUUCAUUUUUAGAAGUACUGUGCACAGGCAUAAAAGUUGGUCUAAUUUACUUGAAACAAAAGCCUAAAUGCUCUAUUAGACUGGUGCCGACGAAGAUGGCGGCCUCGCGACUAGCUCUUAGGAAACUUUGCGGUAUUUUGUUUUUUUAUGUAUUAUUUUUUACAUUAUUAGCUCAGAAAGUGUUUUGUAUCAUUACGUACAGCCGGGAAAAAACUAUUGGAUAUCAGAGCGGCGGUAAUUCACCAGGAUUACGACAAGGAAUAUGACUUUCCCGAAGUAGAUCCUUUGUUUGCUCUCCCCAGGGCAACUGAACUGAUUCCAGCGGCUGACCCAAAACAUCGACGAUGGAGGAGAGGCACUCGGAGCGGCCUGCUGGUUUGACUGAGGAAGCGCGCACACCACCCACCGUUUCCAAGUAUACUACUCGCUAAUGUUCAGUCUCUGGUUAACAAGCUCGACGAGCUCCGGGCAAGGAUUUCUUUCCAGAGAGACAUCAAGGCCUGUAACAUACUUUGUUUCACGGAAACAUGGCUCUCUGGGGAUAUUCUGUCGAAAUCGGUCCAGCCAGAUGGGUUCUCAGUUCAUUGCACAGACAGGAAUAAAUAUAUCUCCGGGAAGCAGAAGGGCGGAGGUGUGUGUUUCAUGAUUAACGACUCAUGGUGUAAUUGUAGUAACAUACAGGAACUCAAGUCCUUUUGUUCACCCGACCUAGAAUACCUCACAAUCAAAUGCCGACCGAAUUAUCUCUUAUAGUCACGGCCGUGUAUAUCCCCCCUCAAGCCGAUACCACGACGGCCCUCAAAUAACUUCACUGGACUUUAUGCAAACUGGAAACCACAUAUCCUGAGGCUGCAUUUAUUGUAGCCAGGGAUUUUAACAAAGCAAAUUUGAGGACUAGGCUGCCGAAGUUCUAUCAACAUAUCGACUGUUGUACUCGCGCUGCUAAAAUCCUCGACCAUUGCUAUUUGAACUUCCGGGAUGGUUAUAAGGCCCUCCACCGCCCUCCUUUCGGCAAAUCUGACCACGACUCCAUUUUGCUCCUCCCUUCCUAUAGGCAGAAACUCAAACAGGAAGUACCCGUGCUAAGGACUAUUCAACGCUGGUCUGACCAAUCGGAAUAACGCUUCAAGAUUAUUUUGAUCACGUGGACUGGGAUACGUUCCGGGUAGCUUGCGAAAAUAAUUUAGACGAAUACACUGAAACGGUGACUGAAGGAACUGUAUAGGUGAUGUUGUGCCCACUGUGACUAUUAAAACCUACCCUAACCAGAAACCGUGGAUAGAUGGCAGCAUUCGCGCAAAACUGAAAGCGCGAACCACCGCAUUCAACCAUGGCAAGGUGACUGGGAAUAUGGAAGAAUACAAACAGUGUAGCUACUCACUCCGCAAGGCAAUUAAACUGGCAAAACAUCAGUAUAGAGACAAAGUGGAGUCGCAAUUCAACGGCUCAGACACGAGACGCGCGUGGCAGGGUCUACAGAAGGAAAACCAGCCACAUCGCCGACACCGACGUCUCGCUUCCAGACAAGCUAAACACUUUCUUCGCCCGCUUUGAGGAUAACACAGUGCCACCGACGAGGCCCACUACCAAGGGCUGUGGCCUCUCCUUUUCUGUGGCCGACGUGAUUAAGACAUUUAAGCAUGUUAACCCCCGCAAGGCUGCCGGCCCAGAUGGCAUCCCUAGCCGCGUCUUCAGAGCAUGCGCAGACCAGCUGGCUGGUGUGUUUUUGGACAUAUUCAAUCUCUCCCUUUCCCAGUCUGCUGUUCCCACAUGCUUCAAGAUGGCCACCAUUGUUCCUGUACCCAAGAAAGCAAAGGUAACUGAACUAAAUGACUAACGCACCGUAGCACUCACCUCUGUCAUCAUGAAGUGAUUUGAGAGACUAGUCAAGGAUCAUGUCACCUCUACCUUACCUGUCACUCUAGACACACUUCAAUUUGCUUACCGCCCCAAUAGAUCCACAGACGAUGCAAUCGCCAUCACACUUUACACUGCCCUAUCCCAUCUGGACAAGAGGAAUACCUAUGUAAGAAUGCUGUUCAUUGACUAUAGCUCAGAAUUCAACACCAUAGUACCCUCCAAGCUCAUCAUUAAGCUUGAGGCCCUGGGUCUGAACCCCGCCCGGUGCAACUGGGUCCUGUACUUCCUGACGGGCCGCCCCCAGGUGGUGAAGGUAGGAAACAACAUCUCCACUUCGCUGAUCCUCAACACUGGGGCCCCACAAGGGUGCGUGUUCAGCAAUUAUAGGCAAUUAGCAAGACACCCCCAAUAAAGAAGUGGUUCUGCAGGUGGUGACCACAGACCACUUCUCUGUUCCUAUGCUUCCUGGCUGAUGUUUUGGUCACUUUUGAAUGCUGGCGGUGCUUUCACUCUAGUGGUAGCAUGAGACGGAGUCUACAACCCACACACGUGGCUCAGGUAGUGCAGCUCAUCCAGGAUGGCACAUCAAUGCGAGCUGUGGCAAGAAGGUUUGCUGUGUCUGUCAGCGUAGUGUCCAGAGCAUGGAGGCGCUACCAGGAGACAGGCCAGUACAUCAGGAGACGUGGAGGAGGCCGUAGGAGGGCAACAACCCAGCAGCAGGACCGCUACCUCCGCCUUUGUGCAAGGAGGAGCAGGAGGAGCACUGCCAGAGCCCUGCAAAAUGACCUCCAGCAGGCCACAAAUGUGCAUGUGUCUGCUCAAACGGUCAGAAACAGACUCCAUGAGGGUGGUAUGAGGGCCCAACGUCCAUAGGUGGGGGUUGUGCUUACAGCCCAACACCGUGCAGGACGUUUGGCAUUUGCCAGAGACCACCAAGAUUGGCAAAUUCGCCACUGGCGCCCUGUGCUCUUCACAGAUGAAAGCAGGUUCACACUGAGCACAUGUGACAGACGUGACAGAGUCUGGAGACGCCGUGGAGAACGUUCUGCCGCCUGCAACAUCCUCCAGCAUGACCGGUUUGGCGGUGGGUCAGUCAUGGUGUGGGGUGGCAUUUCUUUGGGGGGCCGCACAGCCCUCCAUGUGCUCGCCAGAGGUAGCCUGACUGCCAUUAAGUACCGAGAUGAGAUCCUCAGACCACUUGUGAGACCAUAUGCUGGUGCGGUUGGCCCUGGGUUCCUCCUAAUGCAAGACAAGGCUAGACCUCAUGUGGCUGGAGUGUGUCAGCAGUUCCUGCAAGAGGAAGGCAUUGAUGCUAUGGACUGGCCCGCCCGUUCCCCAGACCUGAAUCCAAUUGAGCACAUCUGGGACAUCAUGUCUCGCUCCAUCCACCAACGCCACGUUGCACCACAGACUGUCCAGGAGUUGGCGGAUGCUUUAGUCCAGGUCUGGAAGGAGAUCCCUCAGGAGACCAUCCGUCACCUCAUCAGGAGCAUGCCCAGGCGUUGUAGGGAGGUCCUACAGGCACGUAGAGGCCACACACACUACUGAGCCUCAUUUUGACUUGUUUUAAGGACAUUACAUCAAAGUUGGAUCAGCCUGUAGUGUGGUUUUCCACUUUAAUGUUGAGGGUGACUCCAAAUCCAGACCUCCAUGGGUUGAUAAAUUUGAUUUCCAUUGAUAAUUUUUGUGUGAUUUUGUUGUCAGCACAUUCAACUAUGUAAAGAAAAAAGUAUUUAAUAAGAUUAUUUCAUUCAUUCAGAUCUAGGAUGUGUUGUUUAAGUGUUUCCUUUAUUUUUUUGAGCAGUGUAUAAAUCAAGUAGCUGGUAAGCGUGCAUGUGCAACAUUUGGUUCUGGGUGCCAAGAUUACAACCCACUCAAUGUGACACAACUAGGGACUAAGUAGUAAGAUUUCACAACCCAUGACUGUAGCCAACAUAUUUCCCCUAAAGAUAGACACCCGCACACUGAUGAAUGCUCCCGCAGCUAACUGUGCAAUGUUUCGACCCAAAGGUCUUCAUCAGGCUUAACCCGCAUGAAGCUUUGAGCCAAGUUAUUGGAUGUGCGUACACCAUGUUUGAAACAUAUUACCGCUCCUCUCCUCCUCUCCUCCUCCCCCAACCCCCUCCCCCCCCCCCCCUCCCCCUCCUCCUACCCCUCCCCCCUCCUCCUACCCCUCCUCCCCCUCCUCCUACCCCUCCUCCCCUCCUCCUCCCCUCCACUACGCACGACCCCCCCUCCUCCCUCUCCUCCUACCCCUCCUCCCCCUCCUGCCUACCCCCUCCUCCCUCCUCCUACCCCUCUCCCUCCCUGCCUACCCUCCCUACCCCCUUCCCACUUCCCCCCUCCUCCCUCUCCUCCGCCUCCACCCCCUCCUCCCUCUCCUCCUCCCCCUCCCCUAACCCCUCCUCCCCUCCUCCUACCCCUCCCCCCCUCCUCCUACCCCCUCCCACCCCCUCCUCCCCCUCCUCCCCCCUCCUCCCCUCCUCCUCCCCCAGGUCUAGCUGGGCUUGGCAGCGAGGGCAACAUGCUGUUCUAUGCCAUCCUGGGUUCUGCUGGGAUGACCUGCAUCACCAUCCUACUGGCCUUCUGCAUCGUCCUACAGCUGAAGAGAGCCACCUUCCAGAGACGUAUGGUCCAGACCUUCCAGAACAUAGUGGUGAGUUCUGGGUCGGCCUGGCUCUCUUUAGUGCUUCCCAUAAUGGGUCGGCCUGGCUCUCUUUAGUGCUUCCCAUAAUGGGUCGGCCUGGCUCUCUUUAGUGCUUCCCAUAAUGGGUCGGCCUGGCUCUCUUUAGUGCUUCCCAUAAUGGCUCGGCCUGGCUCUCUUUAGUGCUUCCCAUAUUGUGGAUACAUAAACACAGAUGAGAACCCUCACGAAGCAUUUACAUUGUGGAAGAGACGUUAGCUGUAGACGGCAGUAUUCUAUUGCUUCCGUACACACUACAAACACAGAUAUAUGGAUGAGCACAACACCUCUAGAACAAUCUAUGAUUUUCUCGUCCAUGUGUAGAGAGAGGAGCCAGUGGUCCAGUUUAGUUCUGGCUCUCUCAACCUGCCCAAUAAGAAACAUAAGAACCCAGAGCAGCCCGUGGCCUACCCCACCCUGGAGUGGAGCGACAUCAAGUUCCAGGACGUCAUCGGAGAGGGAAACUUCGGCCAGGUGCUCAAAGCUCGCAUCAAGAAGGACGGGCUAAGGAUGGACGCUGCUAUUAAACGAAUGAAAGGUGCUCCUUUAAUUAAUAAAUGGAUGGAUGGAUGGAUGGAUGGAUGGAUGAAUUAAUGAAUUAAAAGAUUUAACGUCUCACUAUCUCAUUAUAUUUAACAGAGUAUGCGUCUAAAGACGACCACAGGGACUUUGCAGGGGAGCUGGAGGUGCUGUGUAAACUAGGCCAUCACCCCAACAUCAUCAACCUACUGGGGGCCUGUGAACACAGAGGUAAUAUAAUAACAUCAUCAACCUACUGGGGGCCUGUGAACACAGAGGUAAUAUAAUAACAUCAUCAACCUACUGGGGGCCUGUGAACACAGAGGUAAUAUAAUAAUAUCAUCAACCUACUGGGGGCCUGUGAACACAGAGGUAAUAUAAUAAUAUCAUCAACCUACUGGGGGCCUGUGAACACAGAGGUAAUAUAAUAAUAUCAUCAACCUACUGGGGGCCUGUGAACACAGAGGUAAUAUAAUAAUAUCAUCAACCUACUGGGGGCCUGUGAACACAGUUUCAUCCAAACAAACCAAAGUGUAUUGUACACUGAAAUAUAAAUAUGGGGAGAAAAAUGAUGCAAUGAAGUGCCAUAAUGCUCCCUGCUUCUCUCUGUCUCCAGGCUACCUGUACCUGGCCAUAGAGUACUAUGAACUGAUUCAAUUGUUAUUAACCAGUGUUUUCUGUCUCCAGGCUACCUGUACCUGGCCAUAGAGUUCGCCCCUCAUGGCAACCUGUUGGACUUCCUGCGUAAGAGCAGAGUUUUGGAGACUGACCCGGCCUUCGCUAUCGCUAACAGCACCGCCUCCACCCUCACCUCACAACAGCUGCUGCACUUUGCUGCGGACGUGGCCCGCGGCAUGGACUACCUGGCUCAGAAACAGGUUAGCGUUAGCCUGGUUCCAGACCUGUUUGUGCUCUUGUAGCAGUGUUGCUUCCUUCCCUCUCCUUGCGCCAACCUGGGCUCGAACCGGGGACCCUCUGAACUCAUGGACAACUGUCACCCACAAGGCAUCGUUACCUGUCACUCCACAAAAGCUGCGUUUUUUGCGAAGCAAGGGAAACAUUUAAUUCUAGGUCUCAAAGCAGGUGACGUCACCGACUGAACGCUACUAGUGCGCGCUAACUAGCUAGCCAUUUCACAUCGGCUGCACUCUCUUGCCAACUCCUGUCACUUAUUGUCACUUGGCGUGGGACCAGGCUAGGUUAGUGUCUCUCUGUGGUACCAGGCUAGGUUAGUGUCUCCCUGUGGUACCAGGCUAGGUUAGUGCCUCUCUGUGGUACCAGGCUAGGUCAGUGUCUCUCUGUGGUACCAUGCUAGGUUAGUGUCUCUCUGUGGUACCAGGCUAGGUUAGUGUCUCUCUGUGGUACCAGGCUAGGUUAGUGCCUCUCUGUGGUACCAGGCUAGGUCAGUGUCUCUCUGUGGUACCAUGCUAGGUCAGUGUCUCUCUGUGGUACCAGGCUAGGUCAGUGUCUCUCUGUGGUACCAGGCUAGGUCAGUGUCUCUCUGUGGUACCAGGCUAGGUCAGUGUCUCUCUGUGGUACCAGGCUAGGUUAGUGUCUCUCUGUGGUACCAGGCUAGGUCAGUGUCUCCCUGUGGUACCAGGCUAGGUCAGUGUCUCUCUGUGGUACCAGGCUAGGUCAGUGUCUCUCUGUGGUACCAGGCUAGGUCAGUGUCUCUCUGUGGUACCAGGCUAGGUCAUUGUCUCUCUGUGGUACCAGGCUAGGUCAGUGUCUCUCUGUGGUACCAGGCUACUUCAGUGUCUCUCUGUGGUACCAGGCUAGGUCAGUGUCAGAUCCCAGAGACAAGAGAUCUAGCUUUUAGUCAUCACAUCCCAUAAGGCAUUGCACAGAGGAUUUAUUCUUGUGAGUUGAAUAAUCUGACCAGAUCUUUUCCCAUUUCUAGUUCAUCCACAGAGACCUGGCAGCCAGAAACAUCCUGGUGGGAGAGAGCUUAGGGGCCAAAAUAGCCGACUUCGGUCUCUCCAGAGGGCAGGAGGUCUAUGUGAAGAAGACGAUGGUAAGAGUCUCUGAAGCUGACAAACUUCAACGUCAACAUAAAUUCACACUAAAUGAUCCUCUCAGGCCGCUGUGGUCACAAACAGAAGGCAGUCACCUAGCCUGCCUUCCAGUUGGCGGAGGGACACACCAGGGCUGCCCACUAGCACCACUCUUAUUAGCCAUGGUGCUGAAACUUUGUUAUUCACGAAGACAUCUUUACUGUGUGUGUUGAGACAGACAUGUCUUUUUAUUGUGUGGAUUGAGAAAGACAUGUCUUUUUAUUGUGUGGAUUGAGAAAGUCAUGUCUCUUUACUGUGUUUUCAAACAGGGACGGUUACCUGUCAGGUGGAUGGCCAUAGAAUCACUGACCUACAGUGUCUAUACCACCAACAGUGACGUGUGAGUACUGAAUCCUACCACUGAUAGUGACGUGUGAGUACCGCAUCCUACCACUGAUAGUGAUGUGUGAGUACCGCAUCCUACCACUGAUAGUGACGUGUGAGUACCGCAUCCUACCACUGAUAGUGAUGUGUGAGUACCGCAUCCUACCACUGAUAGUGAUGUGUGAGUACCGCAUCCUACCACUGAUAGUGACGUGUGAGUACCGCAUCCUACCACUGACAGUGACGUGUGAGUACCGCAUCCUACCACUGACAGUGACGUGUGAGUACCGCAUCCUACCACUGAUAGUGACGUGAGUACUGAAUCCUACCACUGACAGUGAUGUGUGAGUACCGCAUCCUACCACUGAUAGUGACGUGUGAGUACUGCAUCCUACCACUGACAGUGACGCGUGAGUAAUGCAUCCUACCACUGACAGUGAGUACUGCAUCCUACCACUGACUGUGAGUACUGCAUCCUACCACUGACUGUGAGUACUGCAUCCUACCACUGACUGUGAGUACUGCAUCCUACCACUGACAGUGAGUACUGCAUCCUACCACUGACAGUGAGUACUGCAUCCUACCACUGAUAGUGAUGUGUGAGUACUGCAUCCUACCACUGACAGUGAGUACUGCAUCCUACCACUGACAGUGAGUACGGCAUCCUACCACUGAUAGUGAUGUGUGAGUACUGCAUCCUACCACUGAUAGUGAUGUGUGAGUACUGCAUCCUACCACUGACAGUGAGUACUGCAUCCUACCACUGAUAGUGAUGUGUGAGUACUGCAUCCUACCACUGACAGUGAGUACUGCAUCCUACCACUGACAGUGAGUACGGCAUCCUACCACUGAUAGUGAUGUGUGAGUACUGCAUCCUACCACUGAUAGUGAGUACUGCAUCCUACCACUGACAGUGAGUACGGCAUCCUACCACUGAUAGUGAUGUGUGAGUACUGCAUCCUACCACUGACAGUGAGUACUGCAUCCUACCACUGACAGUGAGUACGGCAUCCUACCACUGAUAGUGAUGUGUGAGUACUGCAUCCUACCACUGACAGUGAGUACGGCAUCCUACCACUGACAGUGAGUACGGCAUCCUACCACUGAUAGUGAUGUGUGAGUACUGCAUCCUACCACUGACAGUGAGUACUGCAUCCUACCACUGACAGUGAGUACGGCAUCCUACCACUGAUAGUGAUGUGUGAGUACUGCAUCCUACCACUGACAGUGAGUACUGCAUCCUACCAGACAGUGAGGCAUCCUACCACUGACAGUGAGUACUGCAUCCUACCACUGACAGUGAGUACUGCAUCCUACCACUGACAGUGAGUACUGCAUCCUACCACUGACAGUGAGUACUGCAUCCUACCACUGACAGUGAGUACUGCAUCCUACCACUGACAGUGAGUACUGCAUCCUACCACUGACAGUGAGUACUGCAUCCUACCACUGACAGUGAUGUGUGAGUACUGCAUCCUACCACUGAUAGUGAUGUGUGAGUACUGCAUCCUACCACUGACAGUGAAAGUUGCAGACUGAACAUGUGCCAGAUACACAUUAUAUGAACCAAUGAAUUGAAAACGGAUUGUCUUUCUCUCUUCAAUCCCAGAUGGUCGUAUGGUGUACUUCUCUGGGAGAUAGUGAGCUUAGGUUUGUAUCCAGUGGGGUAAAUGAUAUAUACACUGUACUGUUUGGAGUGAAGUGGAGUCUGAUUUUUUAUUUUUUUAUUUUUUUAUUUAACCUUUAUUUAACUAGGCAAGUCAGUUAAGAACAAAAUCGUUUUUUUACAAUGACAGUCUACUUACAAUGACGGCCUACAAUACAGAAAUAGAAUGACUAGAAUGGUUAACCUAGUCAGUAAUUCCUUUACUAUGGAGUCUCAUAGUCCUGUUGCGUGUUUGUAUCAGGAGGUACUCUGUACUGUGGGAUGACCUGUGUGUGUGUGUGUGUGUGUGUGUGUGUGUGUGUGUGUGUGUGUGUGUGUGUGUGUAUCAGGAGGUACUCCGUACUGUGGGAUGACCUGUGCUGAGCUGUAUGAGAAACUCCCUCAGAGCUACCGGCUGGAGAAACCACUCAACUGUGACGAUGAGGUGUAGGUACCACAGACAGAGCAGAGAUCACAGGAAUAUACACACAUACAUUAUUAGUAAAAACAUCUACAUUUGGAAUUCAAGAUUAUUCACCAUGUAUAAUACGGAUAUACAGUGUACCACCCCUCUCCUGUGUGGUCGUGUCCAGGUAUGACCUGAUGCGGCAGUGCUGGACAGAGAAGCCAUGCGAGAGGCCCACGUUCCAACAGAUACUGGUCUCCCUCAAACGGAUGCUGGAGGACAGGAAGGUCAAUCAAACACACAUUUCAUUUUCUUCAGGAAAUGUACCUUUUUGAGUUUCAUAUUAUAUACACUAGGGUCUGUAGUAAGGUGAACUGAAUGUUUUCUAACCUUUCAAUGAAAACAGUGUUCUAAAUAAAAUCCUAUUGUUACUUGUUAUUAUUUCUGAAUUAGUUUAAUAAUUAACAUGAUUUAAUCAUUAACAUUAUUUCUCUGUGUGUUGUUCGAUAGACAUAUGUCAACACCACCCUGUAUGAGAAGUUCACCUAUGCUGGCAUUGACUGCUCCGCAGAAGAAGCAGGAUGAUCUUGUGCUAAAACUACAGCAUCGUGUUGUACAGGAAUCAUAAAUCUACGUGGGUUUAAGCCAAUCCUACACCGGGGAUUCAAGGACUAGUAUUGUGCGCAUAUUGUGUAUUCCAAGUUAUGCGCUUAAACAUUGAAUCAUAAAACUGACAGUCAAGACUGUCAUCUUGAUGUAAACCUGCGUUAUUGUUGAUGAUUCCCAAAUGGCACCCUAUUCCCUAUGGGUCCUGGUCAAAAGUAGUGCACUAUAUAGGGAAUAGGGUUCUA